Messenger RNA from Podarcis lilfordi (Lilford's wall lizard), 85841 nucleotides. NCBI's taxonomy places the organism in Eukaryota, Metazoa, Chordata, Lepidosauria, Squamata, Lacertidae. The record is from the annotation of a GenBank genome assembly.
GGGAGGGGAGCCGCCGCUGCCGCGCGUGCGCAGAGGGCGCCGCGAGUGGGGAGGGUGCCCCUGCCGAGGAGGCAAACGAGCAAGGGAGGGUUUAUCGGGCGGCCGAUUUUGAUUAAAAUAUUCAAAAUGGCGGACGGAGGAGCAGCGAGUCAAGAUGAGAGUUCGGCGGUGGCGGUGGCGGCAGGUAAUCAUUACUGCAUUUUACAUAUUCAUAUUCAUACUCGCACACGCGGGCGCCCCCCCCUCCGCCGCCCGCCUUCCCCGCUUAGCAUAAUUUAUUAGUACUCAGGAUUAUUAUAAUUAACGGCACAGGAGGGAGCUGGGGGGUGGCCGCCGUGCGGGGGAAAAGCGAGAGGCGCACGGAGGGACACGCGGGCACCGGGGGACGGGGGGCAACGGGCAGGGUCCCCCACCACCACCACCCUCGCCCUGAGGAGCCCUGCUCGGGCAGCUAGGCCGGGCACCACCGCCGCCACCACGAAGCCGCUUUACAUAUUCAUAUAGACUGUAUAAUAGGGGUAGCGGCGGAAAAGCGAGGCGGGGGGGGGGGCUUCGUCAUAAUGACCGGGGUGUGGAGGGAGGGGGGGUGUCGGCGGUUGGGAAGAAGGGACGGAGCGGCGGGCGCGCAGCACCUUCCCCCUCAGCCUCCUCACCGGUCCCCGGGUGCAACCGCACCCCCCGGCCCCUCUGGUGUCGCAUUGGACGGGGAGGGAGGGGGCGGAGGAGGGAGAAGUCGUGCAUUUAUUCCUUUCUAUUUUCUUAGCGCCUCGGCUCCCGCCCUGCAACGGCCCCCCCUCCGCCCCUUUCCCAAGGCAGCCCUGUUUCCCCCAGAGGCCGAGGCCUGCGCGCCAAACAAGGGGUGUUUGGGGUUACUCUCGGGGUAGGGCUGCCUGGCCUAAGGGGAGGGAGAGGGGCGGCAGUGGGAGCUUGCUCCUUCCGUGUGUGUGUGUGUAAGAAAGAGAGAGAGAGUGCGCGUGCAAAUUGGGAGUGUGUGUGUGUGUGUCUGUGUGCCCCCUACAGGAAAUCUAUAAGGGGCGGCUUGUCUCCCCCCCACCCCACCCGGAGGUGUCUGGGGCUGCCCUGACAAAUCUUCGCCUGCCCUUCUGCGAGGUGGAGGGAGCCCUUGAGUGGCUUGCACCGGAUCAUAGCGGCGGGGGUGGGAUGGGGGGGUGCGGCGGCAGAGGAGGAGGGAGACGACACUUGACAAUGCCUUGUCUCUCGUCCCCGUCUUAUUAUUAUUAUUAUGGGGUGGCCGGGUCAGGGUUCCGGGGUGGCCGGCUGGCCGCGAGCGGACUGUGGCUGCUUUCUAAUUCUCCCUCCCUCCCUCCCUCCUCCUCCCCCAACCCCGUCUCUGGUCUCUUUCUCUCUCAUUUGAAUAAUGUCUAAUUCGGGGAGGUUUAUAUUAUUGAAAUGGCCGCCCGGCUUUCCCCGCCUCUCAUGUUUAGUAAUUCAGGCCUUUAAUAACAGCCACUCAGAGCCCAAUGCCGUGUUUAUAUUUUACAUUCGCCCCAUGUGCUUUUGUGGUUCAAUAUGAUUCUUCUUUCUCGCUCUCUGGCUUUUUUACAUUUUCUUGGCAACGAGCAGGGCCUUGAGAUCAAACCCAGGCUGUAUGGAGGGGAGGGAGGAAAGCUAGGCCCGGACUCCUUUGGCAGGCGCUUAGGCCUCACUCUCUGCUGCUUGAUUUAUUUACUAAUAACCAAAAUGCCCCCUCUCAGCCCCGACAGCAAAAACAAAACCCUCCUGGGGCAUGAGCAGCAUCAGAUCUGCUCACAGCUCCUCUCUCUCUUUCUCUCUCCCCCUUCCCUUCAUGCCUCAAAUAUAAGGGGCUUAUUUUUAAUUUAUAGCAACAACAGGACUUUCUAAGCUGCUCCUUAUAGAGCAGUGGAGGUGGGGGGGGGGGCUUUCUUCUCUCUUUGUCCUGAUUGACUUUUUCAUGUAGAAAAGAACAGUUUCUCACUUACAGUCUGAGGGACUGUGAAAACUGCAUCUCCCUGAAAUUAGCAAUUCAGUUACUUGUAAUAAAUAUAGUAUGUAUUAUCAAGCAAUGAUAGAAUAGGUGACAAUCUAGACACUACAACCUACAUUAUAAAUUAUGUGCAAUAAUCUGAGAUGUUAUUAGAAAUAACUUCCAUUUUGAUAUUUAGGAUCUGAAUGAUGUGGACAGAAUAUGUUUGGUAUAUAAUUCUGUUGUCUCCUUUAAAGCUAGUAGAUGUUUAUUAAAGCUAAAAAUGAUUAUGAGUGGUCAAAAAAGAGUGAUUGAAAAAGGAUGAAUGUUCCUUGUACUUCAUGAAACUAGGAACACUUUUUUAGUUAAAACAAACAUUUCAAUUCGGCACAAUGCCUAGUAAGUUACAGUAGCUCUCUCCCUAAUUAUUUUAAAGGUGGUAUCUAUUAAUAUAGUGCUAGCACACUUGACAGAUUUAUGUAGGCCUCAUUAGUGACCAUUCUCUUCAAUCUGUGCAGAAAAAUAACCUGACAGCAGGAUAUUUUACAGUAUCUAUGUCUGAUUAAUAUUGAACAGUCCUUGAAGCAUGACUAUGAGCUGCAUAUACAGGAACAGUUUGUAUUUUUGUAAAUUUCAUGAUGUUUUUAUUUUAUUUUAAAGUAAUUGGUCUUCUGCCUUUUUUCACCCUUACAAAGUUUUCCCUUUCAUGGUAUUGGCCAGACAAAAAUGUAAUAUGAUUUUAUGCCUUAGAAGCAUAUGUUUCUGCACCUAUUUAAAAAGAUGUGGUCCAGCUGAUGAUGUCACUAGCCAGAGGACAAGGUGCAGUUAAUUUGAUUUAUUGACCUGGAGCUAGGUGUAGUGGUGAAGCCUUCUCAUAGGGAAACCAUUUAUCUGAAGACAAUUUCAUUUCUAGCUACAAUUCAACCACUGCUGUGGCCAUAGAUAUUUUAUCCUGAAUGAUAAAAAAUAUACCGUAUUUUUCACCCUAUAGGACGCACUUUUUCCCCUCCAAAAAUGAAGGGGAAAUGUGUGCAUCCUAUGGGGCGAAUGCAGGCUUUCGCUGAAGCCUGGAGAGCGAGAGGGCUCCGAGGGUUGCGCAGAGCUGCCUCCAGUCCCGGGCUCAGCACAGCUCUGCGCGGCCAUCGGGAGCCAGGCACGAAGCCCCACCCAGCUCCCGAUGGCCGCGCAGAGCUGCCUCCAGUCCCGGGCUCAGCGCACUUCUCCCCAUCGCCAGCCCCACAAGCUUGGGGGACAGCGGGGAGGCGGAGCACGCCUUCCCGCUGUUCCCCGACCUGGUUCUUCCAGCCCUGCACCUGGGGGGGGGGAAUUUUUUUUCUUUAUUUCCCCCCCAAAAAACUAGGUGCGUCCUAUGGGGCGCAAAAUACGGUAUAUCACAUCUUUAUUGCAGCUGACAAUUUAAUAAUUUUCAAAGGAUGUUUUGCUAACUGCAAAUUCUGGUGUGUAAGGGAAGAGUUGGAGUUUUAUAAACCCAGGAGCCUACUAGCUUCUCCAUUUUUGGACUAAAACUGAUAAUUCUGUGUUCCUUUACUUUGUCUUAGUUUUUAUUUAUUAAUACUAAGUAAGGCCCCUUACUAUUAUUUACCUGGAAUGGGUUGUAGAUCUAAUAUUGUCAUUUUACUAGGAUGUUUUCUCCAGCUGUGGCACAAGUUUUAUUUCUUAUCAGCCAUUGAUUCUGAUAGGUUAAAUUGAAGUUCCAUUAUGCUGUUUGUAUGUAGCUUGUGGGGGAAAAACAUUUGGUCUCCCCCUCAACCCAGAGUGGCUCAUGUAUUAUUCUGUUCUCUCUCAUGGCCCUUAGGUUGCUUGAAUGAAACUGAAAUAGUGUUCUAAGCUGUUGUAAUCAUCUGUGGUUGUAAUCACCUGUGGUCUUUAACUCAAGAUUUAUCAAACGUUUUGUUGGCUCAUGCUGCUUCUGCUUAGUAACUCUGGGAUUAAUGUGGCUCCUGGUAUGGCUAGUGAUAUUAAUAGUAAAAGGUAAAGGGACCCCUGACUAUUAGGUUCAGUCGUGACUGACUCGGGUUGCGGCGCUCAUCUCGCUUUAUUGGCCGAGGGAGCCGGCGUACAGCUUCCAGGUCAUGUGGCCAGCAUGACUGAGCCGCUUCUGGCGAACCAGAGCAGCACACGGAAACACCGUUUACCUUCCUGCCGGAGCAGUACCUAUUUAUCUACUUGCACUUUGACGUGCUUUCGAACUGCUAGGUUGGCAGGAGCAGGGACCAAGCAACAGGAGCUCACCCUGUCACGGGGAUUCGAACCACUGACCUUCUGAUCGGCAAGUCCUAGGCUCUGUGGUUUAACCCACAGUGCCACCCGCGUCCCUGAUAUUAAUAGUAGAAAGUGUUAAUUGUGCUUGGGCUGACUGGAAGAGAAUCUGCCUGUGCACCUACUAUGCAGUAUCCGUAGACUAAACACUAUUGCCUCAACUUUCUGGUUCUAGUCUAAAAUUUGCUUUUCUAUAUAACAUCUGUUUGGGAGUCUUGUCUUAAUUGUUAGGGCUUUCAGUUUCUUUGGUCCGCUUGGAGAGAAGUCAUAUAUGUUGGGUAAAAGACGUAAAACAGUUGUGCAGUUUGCUUGUCAUUAUUGCAAUGCAAAAUCAUAGGAGAACUCUGACAAAUCUUUUGAAAAACUGGGGUGUAGUUGGGCCAUGCUAGCUUUACCAUGGUUCCACAUUAUAUUAUGUAAUUGUCUGGGUAGCAGUCCUUUCUCAUUACACUUACAUUAUGCAGUCAAGCUAGCAUGCUAUGGUUUAAUUCAAAAUAACUAUAUUUUGCCAUGCAUAGCUUUGGCUAUGGUGUUUUAAGCCACUAUUGAUAUUUUCUGCAGCAAUUUAAAAGGCAUCAGAGGGCCCUUUACUUUGUUCUUUGUGCAGUUGAAUCUGAAUUCGGGGCAUUUCUUAAAGUAAAAUUUGUGAAGAGUUACAGAAGAUGGAGUUGUCUGAUUCAGCCGUGGCCUCCAUUGCAUCCUAUUUUACUGCUGGGUGACUGUAGCCCAUAUCAUGUAGUGCUUGUCUUUGCACAAUGAAGGGGGGUAUCUGGCUGUUCCUGGCUUUAUUCUGGCUCUUUCAUGCCAGGCAAUCUUUGAGGCAGUCAGAAACAUAGCAGGAUAUGCAGAGGAUCUCCCUCAUCUCUCUCUAUGCAGCUGGCUCAUACCAGAAACAUACAGAGAGGUUUACUCCCACAGUCCAUGUGCUGUUGGAAUUGUAAGUAAGAGUUGCUGCUGCUUCGUUUUGUGCAUGCUGUUGUACACCAGUGACGCUUGAAGUCAGUGUGCUUGCCUCUAUUUGAGAUUUUCACCCAGUUUAGGAAGCCCUGCCACUCCAGCUUUUUUCAGUGUUACUUUGGACUCUUGAGACAAACAAUAGCAUUGGAGACCUGUGUUGACAUUUCACACUGUUAUGGUAACUAAGGUUGUAAUCCUAGAUCCAUUUAUGUGGGAAUAAGGCAGAUUGAAUUUAAUUCAGAGUAAACAUGUUGAAGAUUACAUUGUAAAUCUCUAUAUUCAUAUUAGCAAGAGAGUUUUAAUUGCUUAUGCUUUAGGGAAUCACCUGAACAGUGAACUCUGAGUAGAAUUGAAGUAAGGUGUUGGUGAGGGCAGAUAGUUUUUAGGUUCAGUGUGUAGGAAUGACAAUUUGGGUCCAGUAAAAGAUAUAGCUGAGGUUGCAGUAUUUUGGUCUGUACAUCACAUUGGAACAUGUGAUGUACAGUGGUACUUUGGGUUACAUACGCUUCAGGUUACAUAUGCUUCAGGUUACAGACUCUGCUAACCCAGAAAUAGUACCUCGGGUUAAGAACUUUGCUUCAGGAUGAGAACAGGAAUCUUGCAGCGGCAGUGCAGCGGCAGCAGGAGGCCCCAUUAGCUAAAGUGGUGCUUCAGGUUAAGAACAGUUUCAGGUUAAGAACGGACCUCCGGAACAAAUUAAGUACUUAACCUGAGGUACCACUGUAGAUAAAUAGGUACCGCUCCGGCAGGAAGGUACGACUGUACAAAGUAUAAGGCAAAAUUAGUGGUCUUUGAGUAUUGGAGGUAAUGGGGUUCAUGGCAGACUUUAAUUCUAUCCUAGUUUGCACUUUAAAUAUCAGUGAACAAAUGUUAGCAUAAGACUUCUCCCCCCCCCCCAAAUCACCGCGUUUGAUUUAAGUCUUCUAUUUCCCCCUUUUACAUGGACUGAAAUAUUGACAAGUUAAGAGUCAUCAGCUUAUCUUUACUACAACAUUUAAUGUAAAGUUUCGUAACUUUAGGUAGCAGCAACAAAAACCAUACAAUGAAUUAACAGUGAAAUGUAGAUAAUAUGUUUCUGCUCUUUUUCUAAAAAGAAGUUUGCUAUUGGCCCACAUCCCCAAUGUUACCAUUUUCAUACAGUGAGCAGUUAAAUAGGCCAUGGGAUAAGGUAAAGAUGGUGUAAACUGCUAUAUUUAAGAAGGAGCAGAAGCAAGUUAUUAAUUGCUUAUUCACACAACUACAUAUUGGAGCAACUGCUGUACUUGCUGCCGCCUUACAGUAAUUUUUCCUAAACAGCUGUGGGAUUUUUUUUUAAAGGCUGCAACCAUAAGGACAGGAAACACAAGAGAUACCCUAUACAUUUCAAAAAUGCAUCAUUUUCCAUCAACCCAGCUUCACUGCCUAAGUAUUGCAACAUGCCCUUUAGAAACUCUUGUCCAGCCCUUACUACCUUGCGAGUUACAGUGGUACCUCUAGUUACGAACUUAAUUUGUUCUGGAGGUCCAUUCUUAACCUGAAACUGUUCUUAACUAGAGGCAUGCUUUCGCUAAUGGGGCCUCUUGCUGCCGCUGUGUUGCCGGCACAUGAUUUCCGUUCUCAUCCUGGGGCAAAGUUCUCAACUCGAGGUAACUCUUCCAGCUUAGCAGAGUUUGUAACCUGAGGCGUUUGUAUUAUGAUUAUUAUUAUUAUUGUGAGUGAACCCCUAAAAGUUACUAGCCUUAAAAAGAAUUCUUCCAUCCUUUUCUAUGAUUAAAAAUCAGGCUGGAGUUUUUGUUUGUUUUGCAGCUAUACUAGAAAUACAACUGGCAGGGAGAAGAGAUAAGGAGCAAUGUUUACCUGCUACAGCCUGUUUGUUGUUUGUGCUGGGUGCACAGAAAAGGGCUUUGCUUCCUGUGUGUCCAUCAUAGGAAGCUGGCAGUUGAGUCAUGGGUCACUUCAUUCCUCUGUGACCAGGACAGAAGCUGAGUGGACUGGCAAAGAUAAAACAGAAUGCACUGUUUCUCCUUUGCCAUGCUGCUCAGCUUCUGUUCUGACUGCUAAAGAAGGGAAAGCAUUUCCUUCACAGCCAAGAUGAACACUGGGUAGGCUGGCAAAGGAGGGACAGAGUAAUUUAUCUGUCCUUUGACAACCAGUGUUAGAAACUAGAUAUAUAAGUUAGGUGGCAGGGUUACAGCCGCCAAAAUGGAAUAUCUAGUUGCCAUUUUGGGGCUAGAUGGCUUGAAAGUCGUAUUUUUCAGUACGACCUUUUGGUUCCUGAAAGUCGUUCUGAUUGUGCAGGUAAAAUAUCAUUGGUAGACUUCUAAAGGAUGUGUUGUUAGUGUGUGAAAACUGGGAAGAUCCAAGGAUCCCUAGGCAUGCACCUCCAGAUGGUGUAGACGUUAGGCGCCAUCAUUGCACCCGGGCAUCUUCACUUGGUCGCAAGUGGCCGAUAGCCAGGUGCAAAAUUCAUCUGGUACAUGGCAAAUUUUGAACGCUGUUGACAACCUGCUGCUGUGGAGGAAGGGGCUUUUCUUCAUGGGUAACAUGGAAGCUGAGCGAAAUGGUGAAGGAAGGAUAGAGUAUUCUGGUCAUCCUGAAACAUCCAAUGGAUGUGGAAUUCCCAAGUGCCCAUGGCAACCAACCGAAUGCUUAAAUACAAGGCUGUUUUGUUGUCUCAUUAAAUAUUUCAUUUAAGUCUUGAGCCUUCAGUGCUUAGGGAAAAAAACCUUAAAUACUACUUUAAAUAUAAAAGUUUCAGAAACAAGGAACCAAGUAAAAAGCAUCAUUAUGUUCAAUUCUACUUGCUAAAGCUUUUCACAUUAGAGGUAAUUUCAGAACAGUAAAACUGGGCAACCAGCAGCACUUUGGAAGGUGCAGCAUUUAUUAAAAUGAUAAUAGUUGUAUAAAGUCAAAUAUGCAAGUUGCUUUCACUCUGCUACUUGUAGCAUCUUUCCUGAUGUAGUUCUUUCUGCUUGAUAUUUCACCAACUCCUGCAGUAACACAUACACAUAAGAGAGGAAGAGACGUGUGUUUCUUUGGAGUCAGUAUCUCCAGAGCACCCACAGAGGUGGGCAUGCAUAUUUUAUUUCAACAGUUUGCUCUUUAUUAUUUUAGAAUAUUGGAACAACUGUUAAUGGUGUUGAGUUCUGGUUCCCCACACUGUGUUUUCAGUAGGUAGCACACACUGUGUUUAAUGUGAGAUAGCCACAGGAUCUCCAUCCCUGUUUUAUACUGAUAUGUUGUUGAGUUCCAUUUCCCAUCAACCCUAGAUGGCAUGGCAAAUUGUCAGGGAUGAUGGGGGAUGUAGGCCAGCAACAUAUUUAAAGCCACAAUAACUCCACUCCUUGUACAGAAGGUGAGGGAUGGGUUCCUGUGAUGAAUGAGUAGCUUGGCUAGAGAAUGAAGUUCAUGCUUUAUUGUGACAGCCAAGGGCUUCUCAAUAGGAAUGAUGGUCCUUGGAAGGUUGACUUCUUUAACAUAGAUUUCUUUUAUUAACUGACAAGCUUUGCUUACAAUAAACUAAACUCUUGCUGUCUACAAACCAUAAAGAAAAGGAAGACAGGAGCAUCAGACUCCAGUUUCUUUCAUUGUCAUAAUAUUUAAUGGGAAUUACAGAAAAAUAUAUUCCCUUAUCUUAGACCUCUCCCUGUAUCACUCCCAAACUAUUCCCUCGAAGGAGCAAUACAAAGUUAAACAAUUUUAUUAUUUAUUUGUUAAAUUUGUAUAUGCAUCUUCAUCUGAAGAUCACAAGGCGGCUUACAACAAUAACAAACCAAUAGCCCCUCACAAAGGAACACAUUUUAAAAGCCAUAGAAUGUUACUCAGCCAAAGGGCUGGUUAUAGAAAAACAUUUUUGUCUGGCACCUGAAGAUACGUAAUGAAGGCAACAGGUGAGCCUCCCUGGGAAGAGCAUUCCACAAAUGGGUAGCCACUGCAGAAAAGGCCCAUUGUCAUGUUGCCACUCUCCACAGACCUCUUGUGGCACACAAAGAAGGGCCUUAGAUUAUGAUUGCUGGGUCCUUAUCAGUUCAUAUGAGGAGGUCCUUGAGUUAUUAACGUCCUGAACCAUUUAAGGCUUUAUAGGUCAAACCAGCACUUGCAAUUUUUAGAGUGGGAAGGUAGAAGGCAAGGAAAUUGGAGGGUGUGUGUGAAUGAUGGAUUCUCCCAGCUCCAGUCUUUGCUGUAGUGUUCAGAGCAAAAUAAUUCUCCUUGGAAUGAUGGUAGUAUCCAAAGAGGAGCAGCAAUGGAAUGAUAAUAUGAAGAAAAAUAAGAUUGCAGUCCCCAGGGUAAAUUAAAAUGCCUAAAAUGAAAAUGAAAAAUCAGUAAAAUGUACAUUGUUGAAAUGACAUCAGAAUGAUGUCCAGAAUACAAUGACAGCAUGAUCUAAGCGCAGAAGAUAAAAUAACAAAGUAGAGAGUGGAAUGACAGUCUCCCACAGAAGACUGACAGUGUCCAGUAUGAAAUAGUAUGGGAUUAUCCCAUGGGUAUUUCAUGAAGAGUACAGUGACAACCAGCUCAUUGCUCUUCCACCCAUCUCACUUGAACUUCACUGUGGGGACAGGUACUUCCCUCUGCAGACUUCUUUUCUAUGACAGUUCUAAUAUUCAAUUCUCAUGUCUUUCUCCUUUAACUGUUUUUUCAACCCUCUGCUGUUCAACUACCUUUCCCUGUAGCAGGGAUGGGGGGGGCAGGGGGUUGCUCCACUGAGGAAGAUGUCUCCUACAACAUCUUUCCCAGUAUAUAUUUUUUAGUUUGUUUAUAAGGUUUACAUCCCACCCCUCAUCUCAUGUGAUCUUGGAGCAAGUCACAAGACACAGUACACAAAGAAAGCCAAAUAGAAUACACUUUAAAAUGCAUCAGUCCUCCAUCUAUUAAAUAUAUCAAUCUGACUAGUUGGUUAACUAGUGCACUUGCAGAAACUUGGGCACAUAAAGGCUCUGCCAAACAGCCUGGUGGAAGAGGAGAGUUUUAGUUGGGGCUGAAAAAGACUCAAGGUUGGUGCCAGUCAAAGCCUGGAGACGAGAGUGCUCCAUAGCUGGGGUACUGUUGCCUAGUGAGCCUCAGGCCUCCUGAUCUUUCCCAACAACAAUAAAACAAACAAGGCUCUGAGAUGUAUUUUGUUUUUAUUAAAUAAUCAAACUUAAUUUUUAAAAUAUAUCAGAUGACAUUGUAACAUAAACGGUAAAGGUAAAGAACUCCUGACAGUUAAGUCCAUUCGCAGACAACUCUGGGGUUGCAGCGCUCAUCUCAGUUUAAAGGCCGAGGGAGCCAGUGUUUGUCCACAGACAGUUUUUCCAGGUCAUGUGGCCAGCAUGACUAAGCCGCUUCUGGCACAACGGAACACCAAAACCAGAGCAGCGCAUGGAAAUGCCAGUUACCUUCCUGCCGGAGCGGUACCUAUUUAUCUACUUGUACUUUUUUGGUGUGCUUUCGUACUUCUAGGUUGGCAGGAGCUGGGACUGAGCAACAGGAGCUCACCCCAUCGCAGUUAUUCGAACCACCGACCUUCUGAUUGGCAAGCCCAAGAGGCUCAGUGGUUUAGAGCACAGCGCCACCCGCAUCCCUAACAUAAGAGGGUACAAUUUUAACUAUUCUCACGAAUGUGUGAGUUAUUUCAGGCUCAAAGAGACCUUAAACCUGUACAGUUUUAUUUUUUGUAAAAUACUUCAAAAUCAAUUUAUUUUAUAACCGCAAAAAAUACCCUCCUUAUUUUUAAAACAUAACAAGUACAUGGUUAGCCCAUUCUACAAAACAAGUGUGAUACAUGUGUUAGUUGUGGUUUGCACGCUAUGGCUUAUUGAAUCUACUGGGAAUAAAAUGACAAAAAUUCACUUUGACUGGUCAGUGACCCUUUUCUGCGUCAAUACCAUUUUUAUACCUUAUUUUGAAAGAGACCACAAUUAGCUUUAUUUUGAUACUGAAAUAAGCCCAAUUGGUUGAAAAAUAAGUGAAACAGGAGGGUGUUUUUUUCUAAACUGACGCAGAAAUUGCAUUAGCCCAAAUCACACAAAAAUUGAUUUUUUAAAAAAAAUUCUGUGCCCAAUUUUGGACCAAAAAAAUCUUUAAAAAUAAAUUUUUAAAGAUUGAAGACUCAAGAUUAGUUACCUAGUCAAAUUCUCAAGCACCCUAGGAGAUAAUAGCCAGAGAGAUGGCAGCUUGCCCAGGAAUUUUGAUUUCCCAUGUUCAAAUGAGAUUUCUGAUUCACUGCCCUGUGCUAGUUCAGUGAAUUGAGUAAAUGAAUAAUAUGGUGCUAGGAAUAUGAAUGUGAUUUCUAAAACUAGUCCUUGCUUAGCUAUUUGAUUGUAGAUAAUUGAGGUAAUUGUUCAGUGACUGCUUUGUAGAUAAUUUUAUAGAUUGCUUUGUAGAUUUUUUUGUAGUUAAUUUUCAAGUUAACUUUGCAUUACAGCAAAAAGUGAAUGUUCUUCCCCACCCCAAAUCCCCAACAAUUUUUUUUGGAAACUGAUUUCUUAUUUGCCAGUCCACUUAAGAAGAUAUGUACCUACGGGACCGCCUCUCCUGGUAUGCCCCACGGAGGACCUUAAGGUCCAUAUAUAGCAACACCCUAGAAGUCUAAUCUAAUCACCCUAAUCUAACUAAGGAAGUUAGAUUAGCCUCAACCAGAGCCAGGGCCUUCUCAACACUGGCUCCUGCCUGGUGGAAUGCUCUGUCUCAUGAGACCAGGGCCCUGCGGGAUCUGAUUUCUUUCCGCAGGGCCUGUAAGACAGAGUUGUUCCACCUGGCCUUUGGCUUAGAAUCAGUUUGAUUCCCUCCCCCUCUUUCUUUUUCCUUUCUCCUCCUGUGAAGAGGCUGCAUCCUAAUGUUUUAAUGUUGUAUCGUAAUCUUUUAAAUUGUUUUUUAAUCAACUUGUUUUUAUUAUUGGUUGUUAGCCGCCCUGAGCCCAGUCUUGGCUGGGGAGGGCGGGGUAUAAAUAAAAAAAUGUUGUUGUUGUUGUUGUUGUUGUUGUUGUUGUGUGUGUGUUUUCUGGAUGCAUAUAUCUUGCUGGAUGAACAAACAAACAUAGGUAUCAACUGGAUGUACAUCUAAUGUACAUUUUAUUUAAACAGCAUUUAAAUGUGAAUGCUGCCUAUCUGUAUUUUUUUUUUAAUAGGACCUGUGGCUAUUCAUCCCUAUCAGCAUCAUAGUUCAAGUAGUUGCAUAUAAAUAUUCAGACUGAAAAUGGGUCAAGAUCACAAACAUAGGGUGGGGUUCAAGGAAAUGUACAGUUAGUCCUAUGCAGCCAAGGGGGCUUUUGUUUCUUAAACACAGCAAACUCAGAAUCCUCAAAAACAGUUUGUGAUACAGCAUUGGGAGAGGGGGAGAGUCUGGUGUUGAAUGAUAAAGAAGUAAAAAAAUUCCACUGGGCAUCUUCAAGUUUUUGAGUAUGUAUGUCUAAAAUAGUUCUUUGGAUUCUGGCACCCUUCUAUGGAAGGUUUUCACUAGACCAAAUUAGCUUCUGUGUAAUUUGUAUAAGGAAAAUUACGUGGUUUACAUCUACCUACAGCUCUUGGUAUUUUAAUUUGAAAAUAGAUCCUCUGGUUUGGUAAAUCAAAUCAUUGACUUUAAUUUCUUUAACCUUCAGGUAUAAUAAAUACAUUUUCACCUUGGCCGUUUAGUACAUUGUAUGGUAGCAUUCCGCUUUUCUUCUUUCUAUCACUGUCAUAUAUUAUGUGUGAGAACUACAUGGAAACCAUUUUGGCUGUUGGUGCUACAAUUCUAUGGAACUAAUGGUUAAUAAUCUUACAGUAAUAAUUAAUAGAAAAUAGAAAUACAAAUCAACAUUAUUUUAAAGUAAAAAGUACUACAUAAUUGGUUUCUAGAUCUGUGUGGCAAUAGAAAAAGUGUGAAUUUUGCUGGAAUGGGUCAAAUUUUAUUGAUGCAGAUUAGUGGGAAUGUAGCCAUGUAUAUAUUGCUGUAUUCUACUCACCAUAGCAAAGGUUUAGGAUCAGAGUUUUCCUUCUUUUAGAUGGGCUACCUUCCCAGGUGGACGAACCCUAUCUGCACCUCACUUCCCUCUAUAGUACAUGCGGAAACUGCCUUCUUGACUGUUGGAUUCACUAUGAUCUUGUCCAUUCAAUCCACUGGAGCCUGUCUUCACAUGCAGGGGAAGUCCCUAACUCACCAAGGCUUUGAGACCCAUUGGUUACGCUCACCUGGUUUAGCUAGCAAGUUGAAGCUAUUUUCCGGGCUAUGGCUGCUGUCACAUGCUUGCAGCUUCCAGGAGCCACAGGUGAGAGCUGAGUGGGGAUGAAAGGUGGACAAACUAUCUCAGAAGGAGCACUAUGUGUCUCCCACCAGAGGUACUACACCUCGCCUAACACUCCAUACACCCUGAUAUUAAACCUCUGCUGCCUUGUAGAGAUAUCUUUGGCAGAAGAAAAGACUAAUGAGUAAACCCUACACAAAUCUGGAGUGAGGUCCCUAAGAUAGUUGGGUGGUGCCUUGUAUGCCUCUUUCGGCAACUCCUGCAGCCAAGCUGGUGCCAAACAUAUUGCUCUGCUUUCCUUUGGACCAUAUCAGCAAAGCCGAGAGGGAGGUUUUUUCGUCUGGCAGUCUAGAAUUGCCAUACACACUGCCCGGGAAAUCACUUUGGUGCUACUAACACAGCAGUUUGAUUUCACUUCUGGAGGCGCACUCCAUUGUCUCUCAAGACAGACGGAUGCCAACAACAAUAUUCACCAUAGUGAAGGUAAACUAUGGCAUAAGGAUUUUAGAGUAUUUUGAGGCAAGGGAGAGCAGACUUAGAAGACCUACUUUACAAAAGUAAACUUAAUACAUACUUCUUUUCACCAGAUAUAUCUAGUAGAAGUUGUCCUACCUUAGGGUCUAAAUCUAGGCAACUUAAAUUGUUUUUCUAUGCAAAGAAGGGAUGCCAACUACUUUCAUGAGACUGUGAACAUUAGUUUAGCUAAUACAAUUUUUUUCUUUUUUUAAAAAGGAAGUACUUGACCGUUUGAGUCUUGGAGACCAUACAACCAACAUUCCUAUUUAUUAUGCUUCCUUUAAUUGCAAUGUGUCAGUUUUUCCAAAAAGUGCUUUAUUUAGUUAAUUUUGUAUUAAAUGGAACACUUUUGACAGAAAACCUUUUAGGGGAAUUUCUUGUUAAAAUGGUGGAAACAACUUUCAGAUUACAUGGAACUCUGUUGUGGGCUUCACAGGACUCACAAUUUACAACAGAUAAAAAUAGUUUGCGGUUGAAAAGAAGAAACAUGGCUAGUGCCCAGAUCUCAAGGGGUGUUUUCAGCAACUAAAUCUCAAAUUACUCUCUCCUGUCUCUCAUUGGAAACCACUUUUUGAAACAGGGCAUUUUCCAAAGUAGAUUGGGAUAUAGUAUGGGUUGGAUGUUCAAAGAAAAAAACAAAGGCCCUUAAGAUGCUAAUUUAAAAAUGCAAAUAUACAAUUAAAAGGCUAGUUCUUUAGAUCCCUUCUAUCACAUAGUAGCAAAACCAGAUAUAAAUUUAGAAAGUUCAUGGUAAAGAGUCAAUGGAGGCCAGCUUCGGUGAUCAUAGUGUGUGAUAUCCUCUCAGAACAAAGCUUUAUUUUUCAGAGUUGUACAGGACUUUGUGAUUUUUUUCCACAGCUGAAUUGCCUAUAACAAAGGAAGGCAGCAAUAUAGAAUUUUUUCUAAAAGAUCUCAUUACACAAAUGUUUGAGGAGAAAAUGCAUAAUCAACAGAAUUAUGUGAUGUAUCUGUUCCUGCACUGUACAUCUUUAUUCUGCAGGUUGGGGAGUCAAAUGUUUAAUAGUUUCUCCUCUUUACAAGAAAGGAAGCUAUCUGGUUGGGUGAAUCUAAUAUGUCAUAGAGAAGGCUUCUAGAUUAGCCCUAUUCCUGAUCCUAUAUUGUUGAGCUGUGGUAGUUUUUGGCCCAGUUUUCAUGUUACAUUGAACCAUAGUUCCUAUUAAACACACCAGGUUAGUGUUGGGAAAUAUUCAAAUGUUGGAUUCUCCCACCUGCAGUACAGCUACAGAUAUAUUAUUAAAGCUGCUGUUUGUCUAUAGAAGCCUUAAAGAGAGUGGUGGGCUACAUAUAUCUUACUACAUAUAUCUGUAGUAAGAUUAGUAAUAGUCAUGGUUUUGGACAUCUACAGAGCUUUAAGAAUACACUUCAUUGGAAAGGCAGUUUUGCUGCCUUCACUGCUAAAGAAUUGCACUCUUCAAUACCGGGAGCUUUAUUGAAACACUAUAAAUGCUUGCCUUUUUUAUAUGCUGAAUUGUAUAUAAUGAAUGUGCAUUAUGUUAUGUGCGUUGAAGCAGUACAGUAGAUACACUGAAUAUUCUGAAAAGGCUUUUACAAGACAAAGUAGCAAAUAUACAUGAAAAUGUGUCCUGUGGAUCAGUAGUUGAAUGAAGCGGGUGGGCAGGAAGUGUUAGCCGAGUGCUUGGAUCAAUGUAGGGAGGAAGAAAAACUGUGUCCAAAGGACCUCUAAUGGAGCCUUGGGCUAAUUUGACAAUACUCAGCUUACUAGCUUAGAGCCAUUUCUUGAUUAAAAUAGGAAGUGUGCCCCCACCCCCACCCUGUUCUCACUAUGUGUUGAAAUUACCUACAAUAAGAAGUUCAGGAAAGUUCAGUCUACCUUCACGACUGUUGCAGAAUGAUGGCUGACAGAUGCAUAGAAUUCCCAGUUUAUUCUGAGCUAUCAGUGCCAACCCAUGUUGGAUCGACUUAGCACAUGCUAAAUAGGUGUGGCACAGUUCUCCAUCAUGCACACACACUAUUUAGGUGUCCUUAGAAUACCUACCAGAACCAUCUAAGCAAACGCAAGGUGAAAGCCUCAAAGUCUCAAGUAGGUGAUCUCAUUCUAAAUUAAAGGAUAAUUUGAUGUUUUGUUUACCUCUCAUCUUUUAUCCAAUGACAGCAUUGAAAAGAUGAGGUCACCUACUUUCAUUCUAAAACAUAAGACAGAAAGCCAGAAGGAGAAAUACAAUUUUCCUAGUUGUAAACACUUAACUUUCCCUGUGCAUUUGGGGGUCAUAACUAAUCCCAAAUAGUUAUGAAAAUAUUAAAAUGUUUUCUCCUAAUUGGUGUACUUCACUUUCCAUAUAAGGAGGGUCCUUAGAUCUGUAGUGUUCCAACUUCCUCUGCCUAACCCCCGCCCCCAAUACAUUUCAGUAAAAUGGGUUUGGAAUUGGAUGCUAAAGAUUAUUUUAAAGAACCAGGUAUUUACUUGCCUCUUUAGAGAAGGCAUUCCACAAGGUUGAUGCCACAACCAGAAAGUCCCUGCUUGCUGUAAAUGCCUGUCAUACUUAAAUCAAUGAGGGAAUCUGGCACCUCAGGUGUUGGAUGAAGCAGCUAAUGAACAACAUAGGAAGAAGUUGGCCCUUAAGUUACUUAGAGCCCAAGCACCCUAGGAUUUUAAAGGAACAGAACUUGAACAUUCAGUUGGUCCUGAAAAUGAAUAGGUCAACAGUGGAGAUUGAGUAUCAGUAGAGUGAUGCAUCCUGACCAGUGUUACAAACUCAAAUAUAUAAGCUAGGUGCCAAAUGGCUCCUUAAACCAAAGUUACAGUCACCAAAACGGAAUGUCUAGUUAUCCUUUUGGGGCAUGACGGCUUAUUUUUCAAAUGAUGGACUGACUGAGAUUGAAUGUCAGUUGAACAUCAGGCUAGUUCAGAUGACAACCUUGUGAGGUUAAGAAAUUUAAGAGUUUAAAGAAGAAAAGUCACUUUAUUCUACCUAUUUUUCUUAAUGGUGACACGGACCAGUAAUAAGUAAUAAGUGAGCAGGACAGUGGGGUGUGGUAAGUGGAGGCAAGCUACAACAGUUAAGAUCACUGCUCCUGCACAGGAAAAGCAUUUUGGUUCCUGAAAUUUCAUUCUGAUUGUGCAGAUAAAAUAUAACUGAUAGAAUUCUACAGGAUGUGCUAUUAGUGUGUGAAAAGAGUCGAGAUCCAACGAUCCCCAGGCAUGCAUCUUCAGAUGGUGAUGUCAUGCGCCAUACUAGCACCCCCAGCAUCUUCCCUUUGUCACGAGUGGCCAGUGGUCAGGUGCAAAAUGCGUCUGGUGCCUAGCUAAUUUCGAACACUGAUUCUCACAGUCCAGUUCCAUCCAGCUGGCUUGGUGGUAGUAUUUUGCAUCAAAUGAAGGUUUUGGACAUUUUUAGGGCAGGCAGUCCAUAUAGUCUUGUAUUCAUAGUACAGUGGUACCUCUGGAUGCGAACGGGAUCCGUUCUGGAGCCCCGUUCGCAUCCUGAAGCGAAUGCAACCCACGUGCGUGGGUCGCGAUUCGCCGCAUGCACGUGAUGUCAUUUUGAGCGUCUGCGUGAGCGGCGAAACCCGGAAGUAACACGUUCUGUUACUUCCGGGUCGUCACGGAGCGCAACCCGAAAACACGCAACCCGAAACUACUUUAACCCGAGGUAUGACUGUAAUACUGAGGGGAAAAUUCUGUCAGCACAAUGGUUUAUCCUUGUGCAAUUGAAUCUUCUCCCAUUUUACUCCUCCCCCCAUGCAUUCCUAAUAGCUAAAAGAGUUUUGCUUGCCCAAUUAUUUAGUUGCAUACUACCAAAAGAGUGCAUUAAAGUAAUCUAGUUUUAUGGUUACUAAUGGGUUAAUGCAUAUGGCCAGAUUUGUCUUCUAUAGGAAAGGACACAGCUUGCAUAUUAGUCAGCACCCAAAAGCAGAGUAUGAUCAGGAAGAACCUUUGAGUUGAAAGUUUGAGUCUUCAGGGGAAAUACAAUUUAAUCUAAGGCAAGGUAUGCCACCAUUCCUACAUCACCAACGUUCUAAUGGUACUUUGUAACUUGGAUUAAGCUUCAACUUGUUCACCUGCAAAAACAGUUCAGUAUUGCGGCUGAGAUAGUUGAAUACUGGAAAGACCUGUAGUAGCUGCUUUUCUAGGUGAAUAGGACCAGGGGUAAUAAAUACCUUUGUUAUUGAUAGAAAGUGAUACAUCUCCAGUCAGCAACAAUUUCUUGUUGAACCUUUAUUAGUAAUACAGUUAUACCUUGGGUUACAGACGCUUUAGGUUGCGUGUUUUCGGGUUGCACACCAGAACGGGUUACUUCCGGGUUUUGGUACUCGUGCAUGCACAUAAGCGCUAAAUCGCGCUUUGCGCAUGCACAGAAGCGCCGACUCGCACGUGUGCAGAUCUGCGCACGGAUCGCGUUUGCAACCCGAGUGUCCACUGUAUCCAUUCUGUUUGUUUAACUGCAUGCUCUGUUCUAGUUCCCUUUUAAAGGUUUCAAAAUGUUGCUUACAUUUUUGAUGUAGGUAAUAUACUUUUGGGUAUGGGACAAAAUAAAAGGAAAAACAUUCAAAGUAACUAUUUGAUGUUGGAUGUGUUUACUUAAUGAGGUUGUACUUCUAAGCAUGUUACUAUGGUGUAUUUCGUGAUUUAUUCUUCCCCAAUGCACUUUAGCAUAAUUCUGUAACUGCAUAAAUUAUAUAUUGGGAUGCUCAGAAAGACUGGUCCCAUGAAUGACAUCUUUGGUUGCUUAAGUGAUACAAUUUUUUUGUUUCUGUAUUCAAUAUGUGUAAUUAAAAAUAAAGAAAAACUUCACCAUAGUCCAGCCUUUCUUAACCUUGGGUUCCUAGAUGUUGUUGGACUACAACUGCCAGCAUUCCUGACCACUGGUCAUGAUCACUAGGAAUGAUGGGAGUUGUAGUCCAACUUCAUCAUUCUAGGAACCCAAGGUUGAGAGAGGCUUCCAUAGUCAAAUAUUUUAACUUACGGUAUAUUUAGAGUGAUAUUAUUUUUUUGUCCUCCAGGUGGCACUACAUUUUUUCUUUAUUUCCUAGUGACUGAAGUGAGAAUUUUCUGAAGUGAGAUUAUUUAAAUAUAGUAUUCCUAAAAUUCAUGUAUUGCAAGGCAGUAUUUGAAACCAGCUACUUUCCUAGCAAUGUUAAAAUGUGUAUACAUUUUCAGGUUGGUCUAAGAAUAAAAAUGAACCCAUUUAUUUGUUUAUUGAAUUUCUAUCCUGCCCUUCCUCCUAAAGGAGCUGUAGGUGGUAAACAGACAAUUUAAAAAUAAAAGCAAAGCAAAAACAUUCUAAAAACAAUUACAAUAAAAAACACCUAAAAGCAGUUACAGUUUGAAAAUGUAUGUGAAAAGAACCCAAGAAGAAUAAACUUCCUAAGAUUGUUUAUAAUACUGGGUUUCAUUUCUGUCUGCUGUCUUAUCUAAUGUGAAUCAGAACAAUUCAUGCAACCUCACUGUAGGAUCAAGUGCGUUUUGAUCCUAUUUUGGCAUCAUGAAGGGCUAGCAGUGCAUGGAGCAGAACUGAGUUUUCAAAGCAAAAUUCUCUGUUCUUUUCUCUUUUGUCUUCCAGUUCUUUUUUUUCCAGUCUACCAAGGUCCAGUAGUUCAAACUAUGGGAAAAAGAGACCUUUUUAUGAACAAAUUCUCUCUGACCCCCAAUUAGGCUGCUGUACUAGUUUUUCUUCUGAAUCUGCCCAAAUAUCUUCAUGCAUGGUUUCUGUUGCUGUCUUUGGUUUGUACAACAGAUUGCAGUGUUUUCCUUGUAUCUUUCUAUUGUAGUUCCUUCUUCAAAACUGUUAAAACCAAUAUUCCUCAUCUUGAUGAAAAUUGCAGUUACCCGUAUAGUACUGAAUAUUCCUUUGAUAGGCUGGUUACUUUUUAAAAUAAAAAAUGUUACCUUCAUAGUUGUGAGGAAUGGCUAAUGAAAAAUACAGCUGGAAUUGAACAUGAUGCCUCAAGACCAGUUUACCAUAAGGUGAUACCAUCAUAAUAUACUGGCUGGGGUGGGGGGUAGCAGGCGAAUACUGAAUUCUUUGCAGUUUAAACAUGGUUGGGUUUAUCCAUGUUUCCCAUUCCAGCUCUAAAAAUGCCUAUAUACAUUGUAGAAAGUUUUAGGGUUUUAGUGAAUAUAUUUCUUAUUCCAGAUAUAGCCAGUGCUAUUUUUCUAGAAAAAGAGGUGCCGGAACUCGCUUAUGAACACCUCGCUCAUUCUCUUAGAAUGGCAAUGGCACCCACCUGAGAGGUGCCAGAACUGAGUUCUGGCUGGAAAAAAUCCCUGGAUAUAGCAAUUAUUUCAUCUGGUUCAUGUAUUUUUGUGUCAUGUCAGAAAAUAUAACCUCAAAAGCCCUUAUAAGCAGCAGUAUGGGGGAAAUCCAAAGCCCUGAAGCAUGUUUCUCUUUUUUCUGUAACUGCUGAGAAGUGUGCCAUAUCUAUGGUGCCUAAAUGUGGGUGGCCUGAUUUGCAUACUAUGCAAAUAGGAGGAUGUAAUUAUGCAGGAGAAUUUCUACAUUAGCAUACUUAAUCUGUUUAAUUUUCAACAGCUGCCUUAUCAUUGGAAAUUAAGGAAAGUACAAGGUAAUGUUUCUUACCUGUUCUUCAGUCUGCCAAGGCCAUAGGCAACCUGACCCUAGAUUUUUGAUUGCUUGAAGCUCUGGGCAGAUCACAAUUUAAGCAUGAUGGACACUUGAUAAAUUGGCAUGGAAGUAGUCGAAAAGGUGCUGUUCUGGUAAGGAAAAAGCUGGUGUAGGUAUCAAAGUUGUUGGAGGUCAGAGAAUCACUUGAAAAGUUGGGAAUUAAUUUCUAAUGCAAAGUGUAGCAAGCCUCAGACCAUCCAUUGUUCACCUGACUGUCUGUUCAAACCAGAAUUGACUAAGAAAUUUCCCAGGUAGAGCUAUGGAGGGGUAGGGAUAGAUUGGUAAGAAUGACUUAAUGUAUUGUAAACCACUUGAGAUUCCACCCCCCUUUAAAAUAUAAAUUGGUAUAGAAAUGAAAAUGAUAAUAAUAGUAGUAGUAAUAACAAUAUAAUCCACUGGGGGGAAAUGGCGCUUAGUCAUUCCAUUGUAGCGACUGUAACCUAGGUUUAAGGUGCCAUAGAGAUCCUCAAAUAAAUAAAUUAAAAAUAAUGACGACUUAAUAAAAUAAAGACAACCUAAUGAAGUAUCUAGGCCUUUCUAAUUUGAACUUUUUAAUUUCGCAUUUAGGAUGUGACUUCUGUACAGCUCUAGUGUCCAUGUGAACACACAUUGACUUGGAUGCAAGUGUGACUUUUAUUUUUCGCAGCCUUCUGCACCCUUCCAGAAGUUGUGGGACAUUUUAGAAUGGUGUGAGAAGUGGGGGGAUGGGCUGCAGAUAAUGGGCAACACAGUGGGAGGCAACAAACUUUAUGAAAGCCAAUUUCUUUGUUUUCCAAAAGUUAUCUCCAGCCAUAAAGAUAGGAAGCUUCUGUUAACUGUAAAAAAGUUCUUUAACCAUUUUUCCCCAGGGUGUGAAUGGCAACAUGGCAGUGCCUUUUCUGCAUACACUUCAGCUGUUCACCAUUACUCCAUUGUGUCCUAGGCUAAACGAGAUCCAAAUGCAAUUGAUAAGAUUUUUUUAAACUGCAGCAUGGGGUGGGCAUCAGGAACAGUGCCAUGGGGCAGAUAAGGGGUGUAAACCUUAAUUCCUGCCACAUUCCCAAUGAAUCUUCCCAUCCUCCCCCAAUUGCUGUUGUCAACCUGUUGUUGACAUUUUCCUGUAAGCCUCUGAAUUGGCUUGCGAGAAAAUAACUCAGGGAUGUAUUGUGGGGAUUCCUUGGAUCACAAGUUAUGCCAGGGCACAGUUGGAAAGUCUUUGGGGAAAGCAGAUUUGGGCCUUGGAUCUGUUUACUAUCCUUGUAUGCCCCAGUUUUUUUCUUUCUGUGUUAUCCCUGAAGAAUGGCAGCAAAAAAACUAUUUGCUUUUUUUUUUUUUUUUUUACAUUGUGUGUAACAGACACACAAUAGGCAAAUUCGGCCCUCUAGAUGUUUUGGGACUACAACUCCCAUCAUCUCUAGCUAACAGGACCAGUGGUCAGGGAUGAUGGGAAUAGUAGUCUCAAAACAUCUGGAGGGCCAUGUUUGCCUAUUCCUGAUGUAUAUAACAUGUUGAUAUGGUCUAAGGAAUGAUGGUUUAGCAGAUGGGUAGUGGUUGAAUGAAGCAAGGUUCGGUUGCCAUUCCUAAUUUAUCUUUGCACCGCCUCUAGUCAGGAGCAGAAUUGUUCUUCUGUUUUUGUUCCUCUGGGUGGCAUCUGUCUUCAGGAAAAAUGUCCUUACAGCAAAGCAUUGAUUGCUGAACUGUGGCUGGUUUUUUUCCUCUGACUGCUGCAGUGAAUUAACUACAAGAGAUGUUCUAAUAUUGGUAGCUUUCUACUUCUCUGCAACGCUAUUCUUCCUGUUGCUUGGUUGUUUGGAAUUAGAAACUGAUGGUUUUAUUUGCAUUAUGGCACAUGCUUUGUUCUAGAAUCUUUUGAAUAUAGAACUUUAAUUUAGCUAUCACAGCUAAUAAUCAUUGAUAAAUCUAUUCCAUGAAAUUAUCUAAUCCCCAUUAAAAACUCUGUAAAUGUGAAUUCCAUAAGUGUGCAUUAUAUGAAAAAAUGUGUUGGUUUGUCUGCUUUCUAUCUAUUGCCAAUCAAUUUCAAUAGAUCAGUGUGCAGGAAGCUAAAGUAAUUCUUCUGUUCAUUUAUAUAUAUUUUUCUUUAUCCUUUAAAAUAUUUUUUUAUUCUAGUAGAGUGGUGGUUCUCAAAACUUUUCUGCAACUACCCAUUUUAGUCAAGGUAGAUGACUAGAGGCGGUUUUGGUGUCAGAUGUUGAAGCAUUCUAGAAGUCCCAACAUAACUAGAAGGUUGCAGGAAGUUAUCACUAAUUAAUACUUGGUCCCUCUACUGCGUCUGGUAGCACGGCCUCUGUAGCUGUAGAAAUAUAUAUAUAUGAAAAGGAGAUGUUCAACAUGUCAAAGAAAUGCUUUCUCCAAAAAGGCAAGUAAAUUUUCCUGGUUUUAGGUUUUUUUUAAAAAAUGCCCCCUUGGGACAAAUGCCUUUAGAAUUUCCUCUUCUUUUACUCUGAAAAAUUCUGUGCCAUGGAAGUUGGGCAUGAAAACCAGGCAUUCUUUCUCAAAGUAAUAAAACGGUUCUUCAGGUCAGAAAGGCCACAGAGUCUAUCAUGGUGUCCAAUAGACUUUGAACAUACUCUUCCUUCUGCUUUUCAUUUUCUGCUGUAUAAGUAGGUUUCUUUGAAGUUUACCCUCCUAGUGCAUAUUAUUUUAGCCAGUGUGUUAAGUCUCUCCAAGCUUUAUUCUUCCUUUCGAGCCUUAGAACUGCUUUUGCAUUGUGCUGACCUUGAUUGACACUGCAUUUGUGGAAGCUAAUAAGCUAGAUUUCAGAAACAUUGGCCUGCCCUUCAAGUUGAAGGUCAGCUGCUGUGAAAUAAAUGCCCACCAUAUUAUAGACAGGAAAGAAAUAUGAGAGGAGGGCAGUUCUUCCUGUAUGUCACUUGGUGAGAGUUCAAAAAAGAAAUUCAUACUUAAUAUUUGCUUGCAAGAUCUGAUUUCUUAAUCUAUAGUUUGAACUUGCACUAACCAGGGAGCUCUGGGUGGAUAGCAUGACUCACUAAAAUAUGGAAUGCUGUGACUGGGGUCCAGACAACCACAAGUUCUGCAAGCUCAAGGGAGCUUUGGUUUUGUCAUCUUUCAGUCAAUCCUAAUGCCAUAAUGCAGAGGAAAUGUUGAUGAAAUACACAAGCCAGCUUUUGCUAGGGUGUGCACCGGUGUUCAGAAGUGUUGUGUGUGUCAAAUCUUACUGGUUGUUAUAAUAAAAAACAAACCAAUACAAAGAAUAAAGCCAGGAAGUCAAUAAAACAGGUGCAGCAGUUAUAGUAAAAACAAACAGCACCACCAGCAGGAUAAAAUCACUUUCUUAUGUGAAACCUUAAGCCUCAUGACUUAGGUUGAUGCAUUUAUAACAUCUAUUUUGCCUACCUCUUUUCUGUAUAAAGUUCUAGAAUUCCCAAACUAGUAAAUAAGUCAGUAACUAUAAUAGAAGAAAAGAUUGCAUCUUCCUGAAAGCUCAGCAAGUUGUUUUGGAAAAUAGCAAAUAUAUAUUGUCUUGAUCUGUUGGGGGUGUAACUUUCAAGCUAGGUCAAGUAAUGUUCUUCUUGGUAGAAUGCUGAUAUGUAUCUGGAAGUUUUUCAGUGAAGGAUUAAUAUCAUGUUUCUAUUCAGCCAUAUUCCUAAUUUCCAGAGGAUUGAAAUUUUACAGCAAAACCAAAAAAGUGUCUUGUGUUAUCUUAAAGACUUACACAUUUAUUAUGGCAUAAACCCCCACAGUCAAGUCAUUUCACUUCACCAGAUGCAUGAAGUAUAAUCUGAGUUAUUGCAAGAAUUAUUUUGGCUCUUCACUGGUCAUAAGAGUAAAGAGAAGUAAUACGUUAGCCAAAUCAGACUGCAUUAUUGUCAAAUACUUUGAGGAGGAACCAUAGUUCAUUUGUAGAGCACAAUGGUAGGUAAUGGAAAAGAUAUGUGCCUGAGACCCUGGAGAGCCACUGUUAAGAAUAGAUUCGCAACAUGGGUGGAUGGACAAAUGGUAUAAGGGGUAGACACCAGAUGUUUGUAUAGUAUGACUAAUAAGCUUUUAGUGCUUUAAAUCUAGUUCUCACCAAUGGCUCCAGGUAUGCCCCUCCCACAAGUUUCUUUUGGGAUAUAAGACUUUUCCUCCUCCUCCAUUGGUGGAGUAAAUGGCACUCUAUAAACAAGGAGAAAGGGUCUUCAGAAAUAGAAACCAAUUACUAGGGUGCCACACCUGCUCAAGUCCCUGUUCUUAAUGCUCCUCCCAUUAAUGACUCUCCUGCUUAUUCUGAGUUUUGCUUCUGUUCCAGUGAGCCAUUCUGGCUUCCUUCUUGCUUUCAUGCCUCUUUACUCUGCCUACCAUCUGCCCACACUUAUGUCUUGGUGCCUCAGCAGCUGCAUAAAUAGUCCCUGGUGGCUCCAUUUCUGAUCUAGUGAUGAAGGCACACCAAUAAUAUGCAACCCGAUCUCUUUGAAAUUUUGGUAGGAAUUUUGGUUUUUCAGGUGUUGGCAGUAGAUACUGACAGUUGCACAAAAAAACCCCACCAGGAAAUAGAGUAACUAUACCCACAGCCUUAUCAUACUAAUCAAUAUAACAAUUUGAUUGAUGUUUUAUUAAAUGAUCUGGGCCACAUGGGGCAAAGGCAUCAUCACAGAGAUUACAGGUGUGUUUGGAAGAAAGUAGGUCUUCCCAAAAAUAAACUGCUAUUGGGCAGCUAUAUAAAUUAAUUAGGUAAAUAUGGGGGAAACAAAAUGUCAGUUAGAGAAGGAUGUGAAAUGCUUUCCUUGAAGCUUGCAUUUGUUUUACUCUGGAUUGUUUUAUCAGAUGUUUUAAUGUGUUGCAAACUGCUUUGAUAUUUUGUUAAAAAAUAUAUAAAGUGGUAUAGAAAUGAAAAUUAAAAAUAAAUAAAUCCCACCACUUGGGGAGAAAUGGAGUCUAGACAUUCCGUUGUGGCAACUGUAGCCCAGGUUUAAGAUGUCAUUUGGCAAUUAGCUUAUAUAUCUGAGCUUAUAUAUCUGAGUUAUGAACACAUAAAUCCUGUUUGCAAUAAUGUUAUAAUAUAGGACCCAAUGAGAAACUUGUAUUAGAAAUCCAAAGUUAUCAGUGUUGGGAUACUGCCAGGGAGAUAAAGUCCAUCAUGGCCCCCAAGCCGGCUGCCGGAUGAUCCAUCGAUCUCCCGUAGUCACGCAGUAUCAGCAAUUAGUGACAUGAGCUUUCAGAAAUAGCUUGCCACAUUCCAGAGCUCAUGCACACUCUAUCAGCAGAUAAUGCACAGCCAAAGUCGCACUCAGGAGAGCAUUAUUUACAAGUUUUAUUCAGCGUUGAUCAGAACAAAGAAAAACAUGACUGCCUGCUUCAGUGUCUACGACACAGAGAGAGAACCGAAAGCAAUAGAAAACAUAAACUUCCUGUGAACAGGAAAUGCGCAGACUCUGUGACUCACAAAGCCUGCUCCCUUUUAAGGUGGAACGGAAAUAUCCUAACAAUCAGAGCUUGUAUUAAAUGCUUCCAGUUUAUGAAUGUCUGUAGCUGAGCAAGAUCAGAGAACUAAGUUCAAAAAUAUGAAGGGCCAGUGACUUGACUAAAAAUAUUGAGUGUUUGAAUUUUUUUUACCUAGCAUCUACUCCGAGGAUUCAUCAUCCUGGGAAUUUUUGAAGAUAUGAAUAGUAUAAAUAUGAAAUACUGCAGUAUUUUCCCUGUGACAGUAUUUGGCUCUUAGCAAAUAUAUCCCAUCUGUGAAGAAGGAAGAGAAAAAAAAAGAAAGAAAGAUAAAUGAAAAAGGAUUGUAUCCAAUUGCAGUUGUUGGCGGUUAGAUUUUUGAUAUCAUCCAUUAGCUUGGAUUUUGGCUAGGCUACCCUUCCCCAGUUGGCCAUAUUCUGCUUAUCAUCCAUAGCAGGUCUGGUCUUGAGUGUACCAACCACUCCUGGCUUUGAGCCCAAAGACCCUGGCCAUCUGCUGUUCAGUUCUCUGUUAGCGAGUUCCCUGUUUAAUUAUCUGUUGGCCGACUUCCACUCUGUAAUACGCCUGAAGGCCCUGGCCCAGUACUUUAUUGUCCUUUCAGGUCUACCUGAUCUUUGUUCCAUUUGGCUUCCUCUUCUUCCACCUGGUAUGUUACAAGCAGGAUUUGAUUGAAAGUCACAGUCACAUUUUGGGUGGUGGGUAAUGAGGAAAGAAGGCACUUGGGCAUGCUAAACAUGACUUGGUGUUGUAACUUCAAACUGCAACACCUGCUUUGGAAGAAAUAUUCCUAAAUGGCAAUAUUAAGGGCUACAGCACACUUACAUUAUCAGUUUGAGGAUUCUGUUAAUCCAGUGACAUUAAAAUUGAUAUGAUUAGUAAAAAAAUAACAACAGUAUAUUGUAUAAAAGUAGAUUACCCACAGGCAAAAUGGCUGUGGACUCAAAAGAGAAAUUUGCCAUUUUAGUCACCAUUGGUAGUGGUGUUGCCACUUUCCUUAACCCAGCAGCUGCCAUUUUUCAUUUCUAGAAUGCAUUAACUUGAAAGCUCCUUGAUCACUCCCUUGCCUACAGCCUCUCUCUGUGGCUUCAUGCUAAAUACCUUAUCCCACUGGAAGCUGCUGAUGGGUAGGUGGUGAGAAGGAAGAACAGCACCCUCAGGCCCCAGGCCCCACUAGCAAUGGUAACUUCUUCUUCUUCUUGCUGCUGCACCUUCCAGAAACUUUUACUAGCUACGUAAAUAACUCUGGAACACGUGAUCACUCUAAUUGUGAACUCAAGUGGCGAGUGCCACCAGGACUAGAGCGAAAACUAAACCCUGAGAAACUGAGGGAGAUAUUGGCAAGCUCAGGGCAGACCCAAGAUUUGUAGAAGUUAAAACCUAUGGGGCAAAAUAAUCCCUAAACAGCUCAGUGAGGGCUGAGCAUGUGUAGUAGUCAUGGAAUGCUGGGUAGUUGGAAAAGGGCAGCAGUGGGGAAGUGCCACCUAGGAUUUAAAUCCAAUUUCAGUUUUUUUAUUUCAGUUGUAUGAAAUAUAUCCUAACAGAAAAUCUGAAAUUUAAAGCAUAGUUGCUAAAGUAUAUGCUUACAUAUAUUCUUGUGGCAAAGUAUUCAUAUUUUGUCAACCAAACUGAAUAAACAAUUCUUGUUGUGAUCAUGAAGAAACACUUCUUUGCAAUGUAACAAUCGGCCAUUGCUUUUAGAAAGCUCUGGAUUUGGUCUUCAAGUAAGUGAUUUUCUAAUGCUGUUGCAUGCAGUAGUGGAUGACUUGGUGUGGUAGAGGUGUCCCAGCAGGUGAGUUGCUGCUGCUUACCAGGAGGGUGAGGGGCAACACAGUGGCAAUGUCGGUGCUGUGCAAAUGCACAACAGAUUUAGUCUGGUGCUUCUGCUACUGUGUUUGCACUGCACCACCCUCCUCGUCCCUCCACCUCGGGGAGCAGCAGUGACUUAACCGCUGGGAUGUCAAGCAAUGCUUCUGGUUGCAUUUAUAUGUAAGAGCUAGAUAAAUUUCACAGUUUAAUAAUUUACAGUAUUUUAUGCUGUCCAGUAACUUUGUUCUCUGGGCAACUUACAACAAGAAAACAUUAAAAUACAGUAGUAAUUAAUCAACCUUCAAUAAAACAGUAAUCAGAAAUACAAACAUGUCAAAAGCAGCAAGUAAAACAGUAUAAUAAUAUACACAGCAUUGCUAAAAGCAGAAUCUAAAAUGAACAAAUCUGAAAACCCUGCAAAAAUAAGAUGUUCACCUGGUACUGAAAAGCAUAUAAGAAAGGUGCCAGGUGAGUGUCUCUAGGAAGGGUAUUCCAUAACCAGGGUGCCAUCAUAGAAAAAGCCCCCACUUAGGAGCACCCAGAAAAAGGCCUCUGACUAUCUCAAGAUAGGAAUUAGCUACAUAUUAGAGGAGACAGUCCUUCCAAAUGUACUGACCUGAUCUCUGAGAUCAUCUUUGGAGGUCUUUCUCCAGGCGUUCCUUCCCAUUUCCCUCUUUGAUACAACAACCUGGGAAGUUCUGCCCAAGUAAAAUGUAGGCAUGGCACAGUAUCACAACAGUGUUGUUGUUGAUUGCACUCCAAGUCUGUAAGGGUUAUAAUUCUGCAGUGCAAAAGACAAGAGGCCUGUAUGACUAGAGGUUUUGAAUAAUGUUCUUGGGUGGUGAAAUAAGCUCUAUUUAUUUGAUACAGCAAAAUGUUUUGGUUUGCAGUUCACUGGAGUGUAUGCUCAUUCAGAAAAAUAAAAUAAAACACAAAAUUGGAAAUACGUUUUAGAGCAUUUCCUUUUUAGUGAUUUAAAUUUCCUUAUUUUAAACUAAUCAAGUUUUGGAAAUAAGUGUAAUUGAAAUUAUAAGGAUUUACCUUUAUGUAUGUUAUAGAUAAGUUGCAAGGAUUUCAUGGUGGUCCGUAAAUGCUGACAGUUGGCUCAUUUUGCUUUAUAGGCUUGCUCUGCCUGUACAGAAGACGAGAGUUGUCCCUCAAAAACAAGGCUAGAAAAGUCUUGCUCUGCCUGUGACAUUGAGGGACCUUUUUAAAGUAUGCAUUUCCGAAACUGGUUUCAAUCACUGCUGGUGGUCUUUGUACAGUUACUUUGUAAUAAAUAGCACAGUGUGACUGAAAACAGUUUCACAAGUGUUAAGAAUUCCUUUAGACUAGAAUGUGUCACUUGUGGGUGUUAAUGUGGUAUAGAAACUAGCAGAGACCCAUUUGAAAUUGAAUGUACAUUCCAGCUAAUGUAGUUCUUUCAUCUGUCAAAAACUAACUUAAGCAUCCCUUUUGAAAAUGGCCUAAUUCAUCUCUGUUUCUUAAUCUCAGAUUCAUUGUAUGAACAUCCAUAUCUGCUAUGAAAACUGGUAUAUAACAUAAGUAAAAUAAAAAUCAGAAAUGCCUGUCACAAUGAGGAAAUACAUAGAAGAGGUCCAAAAGUUUGGUUGUCCUUGGUUCACUAAUUUCUUUUAGGCCUUUGCAUAGAGUUGUUUGUGGUCAUAUGAAAUGUAACCCGUUUCUUUUGUCCCUUCAUUUUUACAAAAAGUAGUGCAUACUAUCUUGCUACCAGACUGUUUCCUCUUCUGCAAACAACAGAUAAUUGCUUUUCAUUGUCAGGCUGUGAACUGCAGUAGGUCCAGCGGUAUGCCUCUUGCUUUAUUUUCUAUAUUAGACAAGGAAGUACAGAUUUCUUUUUAAAAAAAUUAAAAAACCCUUGUGUGAUGCCAUAAUUGGCAUUUCAUUCACUAAGUGUUUAAACUUUCUAACCAAUCUGAGGCAAAUACAACCUCAUUGCCAGCUGUGCAUGUUGCUAUGGGAACUCAGUAGGGACUAGCUGCUGAUUACUGUUCUAAGGACCACACCUGGCUUAUUUGCAUUCAAUUUAAGUUGGGGAAAUUUCAAAAGAAGAAAAGGGGAGCUUAGAUUAGCCAGUGGGCAGCCAGAAAAGGCUUGUCAUUUUGAGGCUGCCAGUUUGGACGACAAAAGCUGUUUUCUUAUUCAUCAGACUUCUUGGCAGACCCACACAUCGUUUGGAAUUUUGUAGAUAUUUUGGAAAUGGGUUGUUGGUUCAAUCUUGAUGCUACUUCAAAUUCUCUUGCAUCGUUGUCUCUUAUUACCUCAAUCCAGCAAAUUUCAUUGCACUGUACUGCAUCUAUAAUAUAUUGUCUGAUUAAAGUGAUAUAUGUUAUGCAGGGAGAAUGCUGAACAGAUUUUUGUUCUUGAGAAAUUUCAUCUUGCAUUAAGCAAAGGUUGAAAUCAUAGGGAGAACUUCCAUUUUUGCCUCUUACAUUUCAAACAGUAGGAGGGUUAUGAAAGAAUGGACCACUUCAGGUUAUUUUACCUUGGUUUAUUAAGAGGAGCUGUGCAUGAUAUUUUUGCUCAUGCACAGAGCCCCUUUUCUCCUGGUUACCAGUUUCUGAACAAGUCAAGUUCUUAAAUCUCCCCCCCCCUUUUUUUUUUCUUUUUAAGCUGGCUUCAGAUCUUUGCUUGCUCUGAAGCUAGUAAUGGUAGAUUCUUGGUUCAGACAAAAUGAGAAGCUACAGUUUAAUUGUGGCUCAUUGUGAAAGGGCUGCUUGUGUGUGCCACAAGCUUGUAUAUGGCUGCUUAGUAAGCCAGUGUAAUGUUUGUCUGAACACAGAUAUUGGUGAAGGAGAGCAGUGGAGCUGUUUUCACAGAUUCUUGCUCAUAUAUUGAGAGCCAGAAUGUUAGCCAUGUCUAAUACAGUGGUACCUCGGGUUAAGUACUUAAUUCUUUCCGGAGGUCCGUGCUUAACCUGAAGCACCACUUUAGCUAAUGGGGCCUCCUGCUGCGCCACCGGAGCCUGAUUUCUGUUCUCAUCCUGAAGCAAAGUUCUUAAGCUGAAGCACUAUUUCUGCGUUAGCAGAGUCUGUAACCUGAAGCGUAUGUAACCUGAAGCGUAUGUAACCUGAGGUACCACUGUAUUUUAUUUCUCUGCAAUGUGAGAUUCACACAUGUACAGAAUUAUGAACUUUCUUCCACAAAGUAUUAAAUACUGAAAUAAAGCACAAAUAUUUCAAAACCCAUAGUGCAUAACUCCAUGCUAGGUUUUCCAUAUGCAGGAUUCCCAAAUCUGGGUAGCUUAAAUGUAUAUUGUGCAUAGCAUAUCUCCUGACGAUGCAAAUGCAGUUCACCACAUUAGCAUCUGGCCUGUAUAAUUUCCAGCAGGUGUUAUGGACCACAUGUUGAGAUAGUUGCAUUGCAUGGGGUUUGACUAGAUGACCCUAUGGGUCCCUUUCAACUCUGCAAUGCUAUUAUUUUACAUAUGCUCUUCCAGCAUACUGAUGGCAGCCUGGAAAAGGACCGUGUGAUGUUCUCUUAUCUGACCAUUUUCCUCUUUCAAUUAAAUGGCUCUUCAGUUCAGUCCAACUAUCAGUUCUGUUUUGUCUUUUCAAGAGAAAUAGCCAAUUUGUUAGGUUGUUCAUAUUUUUCCUCUUAGGCAAUCUGGCAGUACAGCUGGGUCUAUUUUGAUCUUCCUGCUACUCAGGUAAUGGAGCAGAUUUCAAUUUUGAUUAUUUGUUUGGAUGUUUAAUGUAUAUUUGAAAAUUACAUUCAGUUUUUAAUGUUGCCGUCCUUGAGAACUAGCAGACUAUCCACCCCCCAUAAGAGCCCAGGAUUGUAUACUAAGGGUGUGGCAGUCUGCCCUACCCCCCCGAUAAUCCCCCCCCCCCAAUUUAAAGAGUGCAGAGCCUUAAUUUUUCACAUGUAACACUAGAGUAGGAUACAGCACCUUCGGACAAAUAUUGUAAGUUAAUUUUGUCCGUACACUGUUAAUGAAGGUUAAAUAAAAAUAAUAAAUAAUAAUAAUAAUAAAAGCUGUGUGGUAUCCACAGGUUUAUACAACAAUACUUUUUGUAGUUUAAGGAACUGCAGCUUGUUUUCUGAUGUCAAUUUUGUAUUUAUUUCAUAAAAUUUAUAUACCUCUUGAUUGUAGGAAAAAACCUUAAAGCAGCGUACAAAAAACAUAUAUGCACCCAAAAAGAUAUAUAUGAACAAAACAAAAAAAAGAUUCUUAAGCAGCAAAUGCCACCUAUCCCUUUUAAAUAAGACUCCAGAGCUACUUGUUGGACAUUCACAACUAGGAAAUGAUGACAUUUAAAACAAAUUAUUGUGGACCUUGGAAUUACAGUUCUAAGUACAUCCAGUUACUUGGCUACCUAGUCCACUAUCAUCAUUCCCCAGGUGUAUCUGCUGUUGCUUACAAUCUCAUUAGUGUGAGUGAAUUUUGACAAAAAACAUUGUGCUUGCAUCAACAGGUGCUGCACUGCCUGCUUCUACUAGGAAUCAUAUCCAUUUUUUCUCUUGACAUUCUCCUCCUGUCUUACCAGUUCCUUUCCCAGACAGUUGCUUAGGUCACUGGGGGAGGGAAAUACAUGGAUUUUUGACUCUUAAAACUAUCACGAGUGAUAAAAAGAGACACUUCACAAGCAGGUACCUGCUGUAUUGCUCAUAGCAACAUAUGAUUUCCCUUAUACUGAGGCAGAUCAGUGGUACACCCAGCUGUUUGUGGUCUGCCCUCAUUGGUUGCAGCUGUCUUGGGGGUUUCAGGCAAAUCUCUUUCCUGCCUUAUCUGGAAAUGCUAGAGAUUGACCUGGACCUUUUGCAUACAAAGCAUAUGCUUUAUUUCUGGGCUCCUGUGCUGCAGUUUUCUAGCAAGCAGCUGGUGGUCUUCUUGAAAAGGUACCAGAAAGCCUUCACUUCUUUAUUAGAAUGAGUAAUUGCUUCUGUGAAUCAAAUUAAAUACAUUGAGAGAUACUUGAGAAGCACAGGGUUCCAGUUCAAGGCUAUUAUUGAAUAUUAACUGUGCCUUUUAAAAAUAAUUUGGUAUAGCUCAGCACUACAGUUGUUUGAGCAUAAUGGGGUCUCAUGACUUGCAGUGCAUAAGAGUCCAGUCAAAUCAAGGAAAAGUUAAGAGUUCUGUUUUCACACACACACACACACACACACACACACACAACUUUAAAUGGGGCAGAAUGGUCUAUUCUGUGAUGGUUGUUGGGAGAGUAUUUGCAAGAGUGGGUCUGCAGUAACAGACCAAACUCUAGUAUGUGACUCUCACUAACUUUAGAGUGUGUGCGCUUGUUGAUUUGCAAGUUUUCCUUGUUAUAGGUCCUCUGGAGCUAUUUUUUUAUCCCUGCCAGAUUCAACAACAUUCUUCUGAGCCAAAUCCUAGUCUUCAGCCCAAGAGCAAGAGGGACGUGGAACUUUUGGGAAUUGUAGGCACAUUUCAGAUUUAGAGAGAAUUCUGUGGAUACCAAUCACAAAAUUGUGUUCAUGCGAGGGGAUGGUAUAACACAACAUGGAUGGUGUGGGAGGCAUGUGUAGUAUAAAAUUGAGAUACAGUCAUUGCUGCUUAUCCCCACCCUACCCCCAAUGCUUGGCAUGUCCUGCUGGUCCUGAUAGUAGAGAUGCAGCCAUAAAGGCAUGGCAACCUUGUUUUUCCCAUUCCAAUCCUAAACCUAAGCCUAUGCUGCAUACUGUACCCACUUACCUGAGAGUAAGUCCUGUUAAACACAGAGUUUCUUCUGAAUGGAAAUGUAAACCAUUGUACUGUGAAUUCUCACUGGCUAAAAACACUGAUAGGCAGGAGCAGCCAUCAUGACUCAUUUUACAGAAAUUACAUAGACUGAUACCUGCACAUUUUGCUUAAUAACUUUAUUUCUAAGAGCGUUAGAGACUUUCUUUCAUUAUUAUUAAAUGAAAGCUCAGAGCCUGGGGCCCCUGUCCGACGCCAGAGAAGGCCUUCGUGAGUGCCAGGUUGGUAGUCUCCUGGUGCAGAGGGUAGUGGCUGCAUCUAUGGGAUUGCUAACUGUUCAUUUCAGUGGGUUCUUAGUGGCACCCUGGCCAGCCUAGGCCAUCACCCUCUACCCCCUUGUCAAAGUUCUCUUCCUUUUAAAAGCAGUUGCUGAUGAAAUCUAUUUCCUUAGGGGGGGAAACAGAACCCCUUCUACCUGAUCUCUGAAAUUGAAUGUAAUGUUAAUUGGAGAGAGAAUAGGACCUUAAACAUCAAUAAAUUUUGUCCCUACUUUAUUAAAGUGUGGUCACUAGGGGAAAACCCCACACUUAUUUUCUAGCAUGGCUGUGCUCUUGUAGUGGAGUGGUAGGGCUGUGGGGAGAAAAUGCACCUCAUUUCUGACAGCUGCAAAUGGUCAGGUAAGAAGACCUUAUAUUACAGCUCCCCUUUCUGCCUCUAGAAUUUGGUAAAAACAGAGAUGAAGUACCAGAUGGGAAUUAUGCAAACGAGGCAUGCUAAUUUAGCACACCUUAUUUGCAUGAUUAGCACAGUUGUUUUGCAUAAUAUGCAAAUUCUUAUUCUGGCUUUAGGGGAGUUGGGAUGUGACAGCCAUAUUCUCACAGCAGCAAGGAGGGGAGAGCAAGAGCAGGGAAAGAAUUCUGAUUAAAGAGUUGUUCUUGUUCGUGCUGCAGAGCUGGAGAAAGAACAGGACUCAGUUGGCUGUGGUCAGUUACAAACAUAGGAUUAUAUGCAGUGUUAGAUAUACUCAAAGUAGACUCAUUCAUAUUAGUGUACAUGAUUAACUUAGGUCCAUUAAUUUCAACAGAUCUAUUCUGAGUGGAAUUCAACUGGAUACAACUAGUGUCUUCCCAGUGUGAGUGCUUGACAGUGCAGAAAGCAUACUGCUAAGUAACAGUAUUCAUGUCAUUUUCUCUCAUUUUUUUUCUUCUUCAAACCAUGUGAUGAAAGGAGUAGGGACUAAAUAGCUAUUUCAAAAAAGUUUCAUUUAGAAUUCAAGAGACUUCACAGCUUCUAAAAUUCAAAUAAUGGAAUAGAUACAAUCAUAUGCUAGAAUACAGUGCAGAUUUACAAGAAUAACACAGAGCUGAUUCAUUUUUGUGCUUUAAAAUUAGGCUAGGUAUAUAUGCAGAUUUAAACUAUGUGAAUUUAGUCCAUAGCACAGACAGAUGUCUGAAGUCUUGUUAAUCCCAGUUCAGUUCUCUGUGAAGCUUGCGUCUCAAUGAAACUGGGAAGUCAGUGAGUUUGUGCUCUUGAUUUUUAGGGGUGGAGGUGGGGAUCCCAGUGAGCCCUAUGGCCACUUAGGUAAUAAAAGACAGGUGACUAAAAUUGUUUACUCAAGGACAUUUCACAGAUUAUGCAGAGGCAAACCCAGGUUUACUGUUGAACAUUGCCUAAAACAGCAGUGGGAAACGAAUGGCCCUCCAGAUGUCAUUUGACUACAACUUAUUAUUCCUGAUCAGUGGCUAUGUGGGCUGGGGCUGAUGGGAGCUGGAAUCUCACAGCAUCUAGAGAUCCCCCCUCUAGUUUAGAGGGAGUGGCUGCCAGUCAUGGCUGCUAGUCAUGGCUGCCAGUCAUGACUCCCUGAUGAGUGUACCUGUAUGAUAGACAUGUAGUUCCUACAUUCACGUUUUAUAUCAAAACAUGUUAGCUACAUGCCCUAAAAAUGUAGUGCGUGAAAUAGUAAGAUUUCCUUUCCCACUUCAAGAGAGUCUACUGAAAUUUGGUUUACGAAUUACAUAAUUGCAACUGAAAUUAUGUAUUAAUUCUAUAUUCUGAUUGUGAAUUGUUUUUGUUUGUUUGUUCUGAAAUUGCUGUUUUCUUUUGAUUGUGUUAAAUGUUAUUUUGGACAAGUAAGCACUGAUUUGCAUAGGGCUUGUGCUCUGGGUCAUAGUGCGCAUAUGUGAAAUCGCUUGCAGUUGAAACGCCCUGCUCUGCCCAUUUAGUGACAUUUUUUUAUUACGUCUCUAGGUCACUUCAGGGUUUGGCGCUUUGCGUGAUCACGUACAAACGACUUGCACCUAAAACAGGUGUUGCCUGCAUUUUGUUUUUAUUGUGAGUUGCCUCCAGAGCCUUGUGGGGUAGAAGAGCAGGUUUUAAAUUUUUUUUUAGUGUAGUUUAGCAGUCUAAUCUGAGGUAAUCUCUAAAAAUAUUAAUUAAUCACCUGUUUUGAAGGGCGAGUUUACAUAACCUAUAUGUUAAUUAUUUCCUUUAUAACCUACCUUUUGAGCUCAGAACCUGGAUCUCCCCAGUCCUAGACAAGCCUUCUAAUCACUAUGCUACACUGACUUCAAUAUAUCCUGGUGUCUUUCAGAGAGUGGUUGCCAAAUUUAAUAGCAGAUAUCUGUGGCUAUAGCUUUUAUGUAUGUUUUGGUCAGAAAAAUAGGAAUAAACAUCGCUGUACUUUUUACAUUUUUGCUUCCAGCAGAGCAGUCUACUCACUGGGAUUGUGCCUACUUCUGGCCACAGUGAGAAUCCUUCUCUAACGAAUUUAUUCCUCUAGAAGAAGAGACUCUCUAGGUACCCAGUCUGAACAGGGUAGGUCCCAACUUUUUGAAAUAUUAAUACACCAACUUGACUGUGCAAACUUAGGAACCAAGAAAAGACAGAGAAGGUGACAGAGACAGCCCUUUUUGUACCAUUCAUAAUCCCCCAUCAAUCAGUGAAAAGAGAGGACAUGUUACUGAGUAGUUGCCUAAACUCUUCUACAUCCAUCAGGACAGAAAUUUUGCAGAUAAAGCAAAAUUUCCAUUUCUCCCUUUGCCCACAAGGCAGUCAGGAACAGUUCAAGAGCAGCUCUAUCCCCCUUUAGGAACAAAAAAUCCAGUCUUUCAGGAUAUUCUGCAUUACACCACUCAAAUUGUGGGGUUUGUAGGUGACCCAGUUUGGAACAAACCCCCCCAAACGUAUUUGCAUACACACACAGGCUGGGAGCCUCAAUGGUGCCCCUCUGGAGGCUUCAUCCGGGACAAAACACCUGGGUUAGCAUGCCCCCCGCCCCGGUAGCUCUGCAAAAGAGCCAAAUGUAAAUGUAAACAACAGCAUUCAGUGUGGAUAACUUUCUUGGAAUGAUAGAUAUGAGAAAGAAAAAAGGCAGAGAUCAAAGCAUGGCUAUUAAGUUUUCCAAGAUUAUGGGAAUUAAAAAAGACUCUUAAGGGUCUGUUGCAAACUAUUGCACAAGAGUUGUAUUAGUUUCCUGGGUUAAGGCUAUGAUAGGAAAACCCAGGCAUUGACAGACAAUGAGAUCCCUUGAAGCCCUUGCAAAAUUGAGUUCAAAAAUUACAAAAACAGUGGGGAGCAGAUAUCUAGCAAUAAGUGAAGGCUUCAAGCAAAAAUUGACCCAAACAGAACCAUACUUCUAGUUUUGGAUUCCUGAUAAAGUUAUUGUUAAGCCAUGUAGAGUUUUCCCUAAGUCAAUAGAGGGGAAGGUGACUGUGGAACAUAGUGGAAUUUUCAUUUUCCCACUAUGGGUGGUCAGUGAUAAAGUGCAGGGGAAGUGCAAAAGGAAUCUUGUCUGCAACCUUUUAGCUUGGGGGUUCCUAGUGCUAAUGGGUGCUAAUGCAUUUAAUUUAUCCCAGGAGGAUGCUCAGUGCUUCCUGUAUAGUUCUUUCCCCCUUCAGUACCCUAGGAAGUCAAUCACUAGGUGUGCUGCAAAGCUUAAUUAAAUUGGAACUGGGCAGAGAGCAGGGUGUAUAUACAUUCCAUAGACCCCCCACACCUACUGAAUAUAGGGUGGAAUGCUUAGGUAGUCUGUGUUAACAUGACUAGUCCUGUGCUAGAUCACUUUUCUAGCAAUAUAGAGACGUUUGAACCAAUAAUCUUGGGAGACACUCAGAAUGGAGGAAUGUACUUACAUAGCAACAAUAUUCAGUCUACUUGUCUCUUCUCAAAAGGUGUGGCAAAUAUUUGAAAGAUAGCUGACAUGUCCAAAUUAAUUGAGACAUGUAUUUUUUUAAUGUAUUUUUAUUAAAGAUUUUCUUGAUUUACAAAGGUAUGUGCAAUGUCUCUCUCUCGUAAUUUUUUUCCAUGUAACAUUUUUUUAAAAAAAACAAACAAAUUGGUUUCAUUUGUUGAGACAUUAGGAAGAAUAGGGGGAAAGAGGUGGGGGGAGAUGAGUGGGGUUGGGGUUGGGUGGUGAUGUUUCUAUUUUACUUAAUAUAUGUGGGGUUUUGUGUCAGGAGACAUGUAUUUUUUGAGUUGGCAAAUAAAUCAGAGACUUUUGAAGUAAACUGUUUCCUCCUUACUGAAUUUAUAAAAUAAAUUAGCCAUGAAUAGUUACAAGGAUUCAUCUUUGAUUUGAUACUAUUUGUAAUUAUACCCCUGAUAUUUUGUAUAUUUAUUUUUUACAUGUUUAAAAUAAAAAAAUGACAUGGUAAGCCACCCUAGUUUGAAGUUAUGACAUGGAUAAUGACAGGUGAUGGCUAGUUGACAAUUUAUAAAUGUUUAAUGUUUAGGGUAAAAGCUAGAGGUGUCUUGUAUGAGCAUCGUGUACUUCUGCUCAUGCAACAGAACUUCACCAUCUCCUCCUACAGGGAACCAGGCAGAGGGCCUUCUUGUCGGUAGCGCCCUCCUACAUCAGAUGUCAAGGCAAUAAAGAAUUACACAACUUUUAGAAGACAUCUGAAGGCAGCCCUGUAUUGGGAACGUUUGACGUUUUAUUAUGUUUUUAUAUUCUGCUGGAAGGGGGACCCAGGCAGAUGAACAGGGCAUUACUAAUAAAAUUACCACUGCUACUACUACUACUACCCCACAUUCCUCCAAAUGCCACCUCUACCCCAACUCCACCCUGCCCUUCCCCAAUUUCUCUUUUCUCUCCCCCAUACCAGAGCAUAAAAACACUCUCACUCACAGAGAGAGAGAGACCCUUCUCCCCACUCCCACAAAUCAUUUACUACAGACAUGAGUCUGCUCCAUUUUCUUCCUGCCCCUGCCUUUGAGAAACAGCCAGUGAAAGCAAAGAGAUGAUGGACUAGGACAAAUACAGUAUAAAGAGAUACCAGGUCAAUUAUACACCUCAGUUUACAUACCAUAGCUGUGGGUAAGCAAAUGGCACAGACCACAUGUAAUGUGUAAAACUAAAUAAAUUACAUUUUAUUUUAAAAUAACACUAUGAACCAAUGGUGAUGUUAGUUUGUAUGGUUACUGUAUAUUGAAUUUUACUUACUUACUUACUGUUCCUUUAACUCAGAAUGAUUACACAAUAAAGUACUCUUUUAUAAAGAAGAUACAGUACUUUGAGUUAUUCCAUCCCCCCCCCCCCCCCGUAUUUAAACCUAAAUUUUCCUAAAGGACUCACACCCAGUUUGCACUCAUCAACUAGACCCUUUUCACUGCCUAUGCCCUUUUGCCUCUGGAGUCUCUCAAGCUUGAGUUCUGCUGAAGUCUUUCCCUAGGUAUAGCAACUUCUCUUACUUCAGGCACUCAGCAACCCCACUGACUCUUGCCUUCAGAGUUCUUCAGCUCUUGGUUUGUCCCAGGUAUCCCAGAACUUCUAAGCCUCAGUGUCUUCCACCUGGCUGCAGCUUCUUCUCAGCUUCUUCUUGAAUCUUCUGUUGCCGUCUUCUGCUGCUUCUCUUCCACUCUCAAGGCACACUAUUGGCUGGAGACUUCCCAUUUAUGUCCAAACAGGGCACCUCCCUCCCACCAGUCAUUUCAAAUUUGGGUGAAAUUCACCUCCUUCAUCAUGCCACAACUCUGGUUCAGCGGGUUGAGACAGAAUGUCCACUUACUAAACCAGUUAGAACUUGCAAAUUUUCAGUCCACAGUGUCUGUCUAUAAAAACAGAAACCUCAGUCUCAGAGCUCUUAUCUGCCACAAAGUAAAGUGGCAGUUAACUGAACAUUGCAGCCACCUGCAGGCUCCCUCUGAGACUUUGUGUUUGUCACAGCUCACAGCAGUAAAUCAAGAUAGUUAUAGCCGAUUAACCCUUUACAUUCAACAGUGUGAAUUCCCUUAUACAUUACUUUGACACAAAACAUUACCUAAGAAUAAAAAGUGAUUUCUUCACAUGGAUUCUCCCCCCCUUUUUUUACGCAGUUUACUUAUGAGUUCAAAGAAAGAAUAGAAUUGCCUGAGAUUGAGAAGGUAGACAUCUUUGAGUAGGUGGUUUAGCUGGGAAGUAGAUUUCUGCCAGAUUUGGUCUGAUGAAGAAAUAUGAGAGCAACAAUAAGGGGAGCUUCAGAAAUGGCAUUUACUUGCUCAUUUUUAUGAACUAUAUAGAGAAGCAUGAAGAUGGCUGAAACUGUAUGCUAGGUGUGCAUGUGUCUGUGGACUAUUAGAAAAGUACAAUGUUUGAAGUGGUACUGAAUUGCUAAGAAGCAGUUGCAUCACAAGUACUGUAUCUGUUGUGGGCUUGUGUCAGUGAAGCUUCUGGCUUCGGUUAGCAGAAUAGGUGUGGGGCAACAGAAAAUAUAUCAUUGUUCCAAUUGGAACAUUUCUGUUUGCAUUUCUGAAGAAAGUGAAAGUUGUCAUUUUGACUAAAGUAAAAUUUUCACAAAAAUACUUGGGAAAGGAGCAAACCAGGAGUGGUCCAAUACCAAGCUCCUGAAGAUUUUUCUAGAAACAGGAAGUCAAAAUAUUGGCAAACUGAAAAUCCAAAUCACACAUUUCAAAUUUAAAAAUUGGUCUCACACAUCCUUGUUCAUCUGAAGAGCUGCAGGCUCUCAAUGGCUUAAUUGUUCAAGAGGUUAUCUUAGCUGAUGACAGGAAUGCAAGAUGAUGUUGCCUCCCCUCUACCAAUAUAUGUUUGUGUUGUCUAACACCUGCAAGUUCAUUAGAAUGGCACCCAGGUAUUAUGAAACAUGGAAGUUUCAUAGAUUGUGUUUUAAGUUUUUGUUUAUGCUGAACUUGUUGAAGCUAGGCUGAUCUGUACGGUUGGUGAACAGGACAUACUGGUAGUAGUUACAUAGCUAUGUCAUUACAAAUGAUACAGGAAUGGCACAACCUAACGGUUAUGUAUUAAAACUUUAAAGGGCUAGGUAAAGGUAAAGGGACCCCUGACCAUUAGGUCCAGUCGUGACCCGUGUCCUCAAAGGGCUAGGAGACCAGCUCAAAUGCAGUACUGUAUUGGAUUAUUUGUGUGUGUGGGGGUUGUUUCACAGCUUAAUAUCUGCUGGGAAGAACAUACAAGGAGGCCAAAGCUUUAGUACAGUGCACAUUUGCCAUUUUGAUUAAGAAACAUGCGUUGAGGAUGGUUUAAGAAUGCUGUACUGCAGGUUCUCUGAUUUUGCCUCUUUCAUUUUUUGGCCCAUCAUUCCUCAUACUUUAUGGUUUAUUAUGUCUUGCCUACCAAACCCCAGGCUAGCACAGUAGUGCUAGAUGUUAUAGGACCCUGGAAAAUAUCAGACCACACUCCUGUGCUAUUGCAGUUCCAAGAACAUCUGCGUCUGAUUUAUUCAAAUCUCUAUAAGUUCAAUACUUCCCUUUUGACCAAAGUUCAUGAAUAACAGCCACAAGCCUUUCAGUAAUAUUUUGUCAUGAAAGACUAUAGGAAAUACAUGGACAGUAAAAUACAGAUGAAUGAGGUUAAACAAGCAAUAGCCAGUUUUAAAGCCCACAAAUCUCCAGGAUCUGAUGGUCUCUGAAGUGAUUGGUGUUUUUUUAAAAGAUUCAAGAACAACAUAUUAUACAAAAUCCCUUAUUCCUGGUUCUAUUUGUGGAUUAUUGUAAUUCCAGAACUACAGAAGGAUUUGAAUGAUGUUCCUUCAUAACUUCAGCUUUUUAUUUAGAAACUUGACUGCAAAAUAUUUAGUCCAAUUAAUGGCAACUCAUCUCAAUAAUAUUAUUUCAAACUCAGACCAGGCAAGAUUUAUAAAAGAGAGAUAAAUAUCAUAUCCAAUCAAGGAAAGUAUAGAUUGAAUAAUACAUAGUAGAUGUCCAGAACCCCCUUGUGUAUUUUUGCUUUGGAUACAUAGAAAGCAUUUGAUUGCGUUGAAUGGCUUUUCUUGUGUGAGUGUUUAGAAGUUUCGAAUGGGUGCCCUUUUCUCUCAAGUCAUUGCACUUUAUACAGCCUUCUCUGUGGUGGUGCCUAUGAAUCACUUCAGCUCAGAACUAUACAAAAUCUCCAGGAUUACAAAGGAAGGUUGCUCUCUAUCACCCUUGUUUGUUUGUUUUUGACCCUCAAACCAUUAUCUCAAAAAGUUGAGCUUUAAUUUUGUUACCAGGAAAGUUCAAGGAGAUUAAAACCUGGAAGACCCCUCCCCCUCCUCAAAAAGCAACUCUUCUCAAAGACUAUAUAACUUGUUAGAAGAAAAUUUUAUGACAGGUCUUGUUGGCCUCAAAUCUAUAAAGGAGAAAUCACUGAAAAGAAUAAACAAUCUGCAACGAAACACAAAGAACACUAUAAACCAAUCUACAGUAAUGUAAGAUAUUCUUAAAUUGUUCCAACAGUAGUAUGGUGGUACCUCGGGUUACAUACGCUUCAGGUUACAGACUCCGCUAACCCAGAAAUAGUACCUCGGGUUAAGAACUUUGCUUCAGGAUGAGAACAGAAAUUGUGCAGCAGAGGCGCGGCAGCAGUGGGAGGCCCCAUUAGCUAAAGUGAUGCUUCAGGUUAAUAACAGUUUCAGGUUAAGAACGGACCUCCAGAACAAAUUAAGUACAUAAGCAGCAGUACCACUGUAGUAGUACCUGGAUCGUCUUGUAAGGAUGUUUUGUAAAGCAGGUCAGCGGACUGCUGACGAGGAUGUCAGAUAUGGUGACAAUGUGCAUCGGGGAAGCACUUUGGGAUGGUGUUUUAGAGAUUGAAAUCACUGCUUUUGGGUGGAGGGUGUACUCAAGGGUACACAGUACUGGCACCUUUCCUCCCUCAAAUGUUAAAAGUGUGGCACUUACUGUAACAACUUCAUACCAGCACCUUAUAUAUUAGUUCUCGAAGCUACCAGCAUGAGUUUGACCAAACUGCAGGAGGCAGUGGAAGAAGGGAGUGCCUGGCUUGCUCUUGUCCAUGGGGUCACGAAGAGUCGGACAUGACUGAACAACAAAUACACACACACACACACACACACACACACAUAUAAGCGCACUGAUUAAAACUAUUAAGUAUUGGGUGGUUAAGUAUUGGGUGGUUUAAGUUUUAAUUGAUUAAAUAUGCAUAUGAAUUAAGCAUUUUAAAGAAGGCAACCAAACAUACAUGUAGCAGAGCCAUUUCCGACCUUGGGAGGAGAGGGGGUUGCGGGUGACCCCCUCCCACACACGCGGGGGCUGGCCUUUUGCCCCCGCGAGAUCCAGGGAAUCCCCGGGCGUGCCUGCGACUCGGCCCGCCAAUCGGCGGGCUGGGGAGGCGUGGCCUAGCCUACUUAAGGCCAGGCACGCCCGGGGACCGCCCUCUUUCCCCUGCAAAUUGUGAACUAGAAAGCCACAGGAUUUUUUGAGUCUAGACUUUGACAGGUCUGCUAUAUCACCUCUGAGUAUUCUGCUGGCUAUGACUUUUGCUAUCUCUCUGGCAUUGUGACUUGAAAAUUGUAAUGGGCUAUAAGGAUCAAGAAAAUAUUGGGUUUGUGCUGGAUUCGAGCUAGCAGACAAUUCUUUUUCUGUUGCCUUCUAGUUAAAAUGAAUUUUAGAAUCUAUGAAAUUCAACUGUUACAACUUCCUUUCUAGAUGCAAUGAUUUUUCACCAUGGAUGAGAAAACAUUUAAAUUUUUUUUUUGAAAAAAGGGACUUUCCUUCACACCAGUACCCACUAAGUACCAACAAUCAACAGCUCUUUUGAUUUCUGAAGAGCAACUAGAUUAUGCAAUGUGUAACAUUCCAGUCCCGUGUUCUGCUUUUGAAUGAUCCAUGCUUUUUAAAAAUUGCAGCAGAUAGCAUUAGAAGAGUUUAUUUCAUCAUUUUGUUGGGCCCUUUUGUGGGGGAGAAGUCUUCACAUGACCAUUCAUUUCCCUUCUGACAUUUACUUUCUAAUCACAGAGUCUUAAAUUACUCUUAUACAAUCUUUGUACAAGAGUUUCUGAGUGGCCCUGAUGAUUAAAGAAGUACAGUUGUAAAAUAAAGUUUACUAUAAAGACUAUUUGUUUAGGAAGACUGUUUAUUUAGAAAUACAAUAAUAAAUAAGUCAGACUAUUUAGGAAUUAAUGUUAUGUACAUAUACAGAUACAUAUAAAUUAGGAGCCAGCAGUUCUAGAUAACAGCAACUUUAUUAGAGGUACAGGGAGUGAGAAUGGUCAAAUAUUACUUGUUACAUCUACCAGUGUUGGACUACCUUUGCAAAACAGCAAACAUGAAUUGCUUCCUAUAUGCUGCCUAAAGUUAUGUGGCUUCUCCUUGUACACAAUUAUGUGUGAGAGACUGUUAAAUUAUAGCAUAACACAUUUGGAAAAGAUCACAUAAAUGUGCAAGUAGUAGUUAAGACAGGUUUGUGUUCAGCUCCUACCUUGCUAAUUGUUUUCUUGGGAUUAUUUGGAUUCUGUAGAAAGCUUUUCCAAAUCUCCUUUAUUACUGAAGUCAUUGUUGCCAGCAGGAAUAAGAUUAAAGGUGCUUAAGUCUGUAGAGUUGUUUCUAAUUUGUAUAUGUCAUUUCAGUGGCAUUUUAACAGAAUUUUGUCUUGCCUCUUUCCCCUCCCUACUUCCCCAUGGUACUGUGCUCAAGUUAGGUCUGAGAAGCAAAGCUAUUGGAAGAAAUUUCAUUUUGUUCCCUAAUUAUUAUGCUGGCACUUGGGAGAUAAUUUUUCCCUUCAUGCACUGCCAAUUAAUAUGCAAAUGAGCUGAUAAAUAUUUAUAUCAUGAUUUAAAUUAUGCAGGGAGCGCUUUCAGUGUACUCUGCAAAUGAAUUGUUCAUGGACUUCAAAGUGCUGGCUGCUGUGCUUAACGAGGGGAGAUUUGCAUAAGGCCCUAAUCAGGCGCAUACUGAUUAAGCUUCAUUAUGGAAACUGCCAGCUGCAAUCUUUGUUUCUAUUUUAUUUAAAAAAGGGGAACUUUUCAUGCUUCAGUCGCCUUGACAAUGUCAGACACAGCUAGUAGGAGAGACUAAAACUCUACAGAGCAACUGAAGUUUCUCUGUUCAGUUGAAGAUUGCUAUGGUGUAACUGAAGUUGUAUUUCCUAUCCCUACCCCUCCCUUUCUUCUGUUAAAAGUAGUAGUGUAGGUUUUUUAUUUUAGAAAUCCCCCCCCUUUCCUUGGACUAUCUGAAUCUGCAGAGGACUGCACAGCAAUGCUGGACUGCAGCGACUACAUUCUAGGUGGGUACCAGUUCAACUGACUCUUGCAAGCGUGUAAUAUGGAAAUAGUGGUUGUUGGAUUGACUAUGCAGUGGCUUAAUCGCAUAUGCAAGACUAAGGGAGGCAUUUAUUUGAAAGGCUGAGGACUACCAGCGAUGUGGUGGCAAGUGCCUCCUCCGUUCUUCAUUUUUUUUCCUGUGUUCAGGAAGAUCUUGUUCUUUAUUUUUGGAUAGAAUGGAGUUGCUCUUCAGUUUCAGUGUCGUUUAAUGCAGAAGCUUCUGAUAUUUCAAUCUUAAAAGCAUUUGAUUUUGGAAAGAAAUAGGAACUUCAUUUAAUGUGUCUGUUUAUGUAAAACUGCAUAGGGGUGAGAGUCUUCUGCCAUAACUUCCUGGCCUGACCAGAUCAUUCUAAGUUGGGUAUAUUUGUGUGGGUGUAGGUGAUAUAAAGCCACACUGUUCAAUGUUUAAUAGGAAGCAAGCACUGCUAAUACCACUGCUGAUACUGUUACAAGAAGUGAUGCAUAUGGCUACUAGUGUUCUGGCAGUUGAAAAAUAUGCUUUUAAAUUAAAGUAUAGGCUUCAUUCAAAAACAUAUUUUGCAAAUAUGUUUUUAAGGUUUUGCAAAUUUUAUCCUUUAUCUUCAGGCCUUAGAAUUAUAAAAAUCAUAAUCUAAGGAUUUAGACUACGCUUACCUUAGAAAUGUAAAAUUUAAUGUGAUUUUUGCUUCAAGAUACACAGCUUUUCCCUCCAUAUAUGCCGUUUUUAACAAUGCUGUAUGGAGGAAUCCUAGCAAAUGACACCUUCAUCUUAGUGUGAAGAACAGUAGCUGAAUUUAAAGGGUUUAUCAGUUCUAAGAAAUCCACCCUUCCCCUAUAUAUUUUGAAAUGCUGAUAAUUUUAUUGCUGACUGGCCUUGAUAUCUGUUAAAAUGCUAGUAAGAAUGAAUCUAGAUUCUAGAAACUCAUCAGGAUGUGACCUCAGCACUGCACCUGGUGCUUUCAAUCUAUGCUUCAGUUUGCUGUGUGUACUUUAGAUUAUGGCAGUGUUUUAGUGUCAUUGUUACAAAUUAAGCCUUAUGCUGCUUGUGAAAGAAAGGAGGAGGAAAUGGCAGUCUCUGUAAGAAUUAUAGAGAAAAUUUAUUUGAACAUCCACUAGCCAAAUUAACUUGUAGAUAGUAGAUUUUGCCUAUUUCAUCACUAAUCCAUUGCUUGUGUUUGUGUGUGUGUGGUGCAGAUCAUUGAAAUUAAUUUACUGGAUCAGAUCAAGUUCCAGCUAAUCUAGUAUUUUGUUCUUAGCAAUUGUCAACCACAUGUGUUUGGAUGUUGACAAGCAGAUCAUCAGAGUAAUAGCCUCUGCUGCUGCUUGUCCCUAGCACAUGACAUUCACAGGUAUACAGCCUCUGUCAUGGAGGUUCAGUUUCACUGUUGUGACUAAUAGCAAUUCAUGAGUCUGUCUUCCAUGAAUUUGUAUAGUUCCUCUUCAUAUCAUCUUAAACUAAAGGUUGCCGUUAUAUCUUGUGGUUGUGAAAAACUCCUGACAGGCUGACAUAUUGCAUGCUGGCUGGGACCGAUGGGAUCUGUAGUCCAAAACAUCUGGGUGGCAACCAUGUUGGGAAGGCUGUCCCUGGCAAUGGGAUGAAAUGUUUAUCUUGUUUUGAGUCAUGAUUAGCAUAUUUAACAAUACCCUCUUUAAUGAUACAACAAAAGAUGCAUUAAAUUUAUUUUGCUUCCAAAUAUGAACCCAUGGAGUAUAACCCUUCUAUGGUUACAACAGGGAUAGCUCAAGUCAAUAAAUCAGACUUUUAAUCUCACGGUUCUGGGUUCGAGUCCCACAUUGGCAAAAGAUUCCUGCAUUGGAGGAGGUUGGACUAGAUGACCCUCAUGGUCCCUUCCAGCUCUACAAUUCUAUGAACCUCCGACUAUCCCUUACAUAUAUCCAACUUCUUUUAACUUACAAAGGCUCUAGUAUAGCCUUGUGAAACCAGCUCAUUAUUGCUGCUGUUUUUAAGCAUAGUAUACUGUUGUUAUGUACCAAUGCUUAUUAUGUACAAUUUCUUAGCAGACAGAUAUGGAAGAAAGCAUUUUUGAAAGAUGCCAAAUGGACUCUAAAAAGAAAUUGUAAUGUGUGCUGUGGCGCUGCGGAGGUUUUUAGCCUUCAUAUUUAUAAUGCAAGUAUUUUCACUAAGAGUUGAUGGCACAUAUGUACUCAAUUUUUAAAAAAACAACUAUUGAUUACUUCAUUACUCUUCAAGGUUGUAAUCAUCAAGAAGCUGAUAUUGUAUAGGAAAUGGAAUUAAUUAGCUUCAAAUUAACCUUGCUCUCCUGUUGGAGAACUGCUGUAUACUGGGGGAUAUCCAGGGAUAUGACUCCCUGUUAUGCGAAUAACUGCAUGCAUGAUGUAACAGGAAAGGAUUCUGCAUUGUUGGUGGAGCAGUAGCUGCUGAAGUAAUCUUUCCUAUCUGCCUACUAUUUCUGAGGCUUGACUGGUGCAAAUGUCUUUAAGAAAUAGGAUAUGACAAAUGGAUUUCUUUUGCAGCACUUCUUAAUAAUACUUUCACAUCUAUACUGUUACCCUAACCUCUGGCAUAUGUUUUAACUCUAGCAUCAGCUAAAUUGUAAAGAAUGCAAUAAUGUAUUCUUCACUGUCAAAUUCCAUUGUUAAAUGCUUUUCUGUAAACAUCAGUGAUUUAGUUUCAACAGGUGAAAUCUGACAAUUGGAAACGUUGAAGGGGGUUCUUUCUGCUAUUGCUAAUUAUGAGCAGAGCUGGGGAAAUCCUAGAUUGCUUGUUACAUGAGGGAAUAUCUAAAAAUUUGAAGUACUUUCUUGCCUGGAUUAUGGCUAUAGUGUGUUUAGGAAAGGCAACAAAUUAUUUUGACUAUAUUAAUUUAGUCAGGUCUCUGGUGCUUUACUUUCUUUCCUCUUCUUUCGCUUUUCUCUUAUAGUCCAGUCUUUUCUGGAUCUGGUCGUUGCUCACAAUUUUAUUCUAUUUUUUGGCAUAUUGGUUUGCUCAUUCCCAUGAUUUGUUGCCAUCUGCCACAAUAUAUGUAUUCAUCUGUCUCACCACCUUUGUAUUUUUGGAUCUGCCAGCCUUGCUAGUGAAUAUUUGCUGUAGUUCUAAUGUAGUACCCCGUCUCCUUGUUUCUAUCGAUGGCUGUUCUUUUAGUAUGGCAACUUAAUAGAUUUUUUCUAUAACUAGCUACUAUUUAACUCUAGUUUCUUCAGUAGCCUUUUAGAAAAGUCUGGGAGAAUGUUCAAACCAGUUUAAGGUUGUGUGUUGUGAGAUUUGUUAUCCAUUUUGAUGUGAAUAGUUAACUAGUGCACCAAAACUGGGAGCCAUUACCUUUGUGAAAAGUCAUGAUGUGAAAAAACCCACAUAAACUGAGUCACAAUCCAAGUGAGCAUCCAAAGACAGUGGUUAUUCCUCUGCAUUACUUUCAACAGGAUGUGUAUAUCAGUGUGAUGGCAUCUUUCACAACUGUGAUGCCCUCUUUUUCAUGCUUAACCCCCACCCCACCCCCAAAUCACUCAGCAAGAGGUCAGGUGAACAAUGGUUGUGAACAGAUACAGGAAAUAGCUGCAAAAGAAAGGAAGGUGGUGCUUUUCAUGAAACACGCCCCCCCCCUUUGAAAAGGUAACUUUUACAACAAAAAUUGAAUUUUACAAAAAAUCAUUACAGUGUUCCAAGGGAGAAAAUUAGUUGAACAUUUUGUGUCCUAUUUUUACAAAAUAUUCAACAAGAGUCCACAUGGGUUGUAGUAAUUAAAAACUCAGAGGCUUAUCCCAGUUGGAGAAGACCAAGAGUGGGUGGUAUUCUGUAAUGAGAAUAAAUCUGUUGGCAUCAGCAAUGGUUUUUUUUCCAGCACCAUACUAACAAGCAUCAGUUUAGUUGCAAAAGGAGUUUGAUACGACUAUAACCAAAAGCACAGUGAAUGAUAGGACUAGGACCUGUCAAAAUUGUUCUCAGUGGUUUAGAUUAUUUUUGCCAUUUAUUAGCAGCAGCCUUUCAUCCCCCAGCCCCCAUUUUUAAAUCCUGUUUCAGAAGUCUUAACAGAUAAAUUGCGUCUCUCCUUUUGCCAGAACUACGUCUUGUAAAGAGUUUAUUGCUAUUACAUUGCCUUCAUAUUGCCAUUGCACAAUGACAUCACCAUGUUGUUCCUGGUCUGAUACAAUGAAUUAUAUAUACCCUGAACACCAUCAUGCACCAUCAUAUUCAGUUUAGCAUAGUGAUGUAAUCACAUAAUGGUAGCAUGGAAGUCUCAUGGCAACAUGCCUGUGUACUGUUUAGAAAAGGAUCUAGCAGCACCACUGGAAACACCUAAAGGGUGGGUGAGGAGAGGCAGAUCAGAUGUCUAAGCAGAACUUUGGGAAAUUUUAUAAGAAUUCAGACAAAAAUUAUGAUAAUAAUCCAAAUGAAAUUUUAAUACAAUCCUUCAGGUUUGGACACUAUUUUUUUUAAAUGUAGCAAACAUAAUUGGUCUGUAUUUAUGAAGCACCUCAAGUACGCCUUUUUCAAUUAGCUUUUUGACUAUAUCCAAUAUAUAGUAUUUUACAGUGAUACAUUGCUGUGUCCCUUUUGAUAUUUCAGGGUCCAUACCCAUCAGUUGAGUUUGGUCAUUUUAUAGUGCCCCCUGUUCACCAAUAUAAAAUGUCCUGUUUUGUGCUGUAAAGAGGACAGUGUGAGUAGGAUUUUUAAAACCAUAUUUUCUGUUGCUUCUAAUGCAGACUCAAGAAUGAACACUCCGUCAGAAACCAGUAAACCUGUAAAAAUGGAGAGUGGUGAUGGGGACACAGGUAAGAAUAAAAUAAUGGUGUGAUUUCCUAAUGAAUUCAUGGAUUUGGAAGGGGCAAUUUUAUUCUGGUCUGGUUUUAUAAUACAUUGAAGAAUGGUAUGUUACAGUAAAAUCCUAACCGUGUAUAUUCAGAAAUAAGUCCUAUUGAAUUCACUGGGUAAGUUGGGUUAGGGUUGCAGACUUAGCAGUGUUUUCUAAGUAUAUGAAACAGCACUUACUUCUUAGUUCUUUACUCAGUGUUUGUUUUGUAUGGGACCUAUGCAUUGGUAGUGUGUAAAUGUGGACUAGUAAUUAUCAUAGAUAUUGUGUCCUGGAGCCUCCAAGCAAAGAGCUGGCCUUGGCAGAUCCUCUUUUCAUAUUCUUUCUUAUCAAAUCCCCAUCUCUGAAUUUUCUUCUUGCACUAGAGAGACUGUUCUAUCUAGGAAGCAGUCAGCAUUCUGUGACACUGGUUAGCCACUUCCUGCCACUUUUGUGUUGCUGAUAGGGAUGAAAACACCACUAUCUAUGGAGUAGAAGCUGGGUACAAGGAGCUACUGAUCUGCUGUGACUUAAGGGCUAGAUAUUCCCAGUAUCUUUUUUCCUAGUACAGCUACCAAGUACUCAUACUGGUGUAUCUGUGUUAGAGCUCCUGAUGUUUUAUUUUCCUUAUGGCUUCUUAAUUGGCCCUUUUUUCAAUAUUGUAGUUGUCACAGCUCAUUCAUUAAGCAGGAUACCUUCGUCUUCUUCCCUGGGGAUCAUGUAACCUUCUAAAUAUGAAUAAGUAUACCCUGCCUCUUGACCCUAAAUGAAUUCAAGAUGGUGAUACGAAAUUCUGUGGCUGCUUAUGACCUUAACCUGUCACAGAAGUGUUUUUGCCAGUGAUAGCAGUGCAUCCCAAAAAUGUUUGUUGAAGACAUUGGUGUCCUUUGAAAUAUAAAAUGAUUAGCUUUUACAGAAACUGACACAGUAUUGAGGUGUUGUGAUAUGUGAUAUGGGUUCAUAAAGGGUAAUACCUACUUCCUGCAAUUUUCAUACAUUUGGAUGGGGCCCUAAUUUUGUGUGCACAUCUGUUACCAUCGUUGAGUUUGCAGAGCCAUCUGUUCUUGUAUGUCCUCUCCAUGCUUCCAGUUCUUUCUCACAUUGUAACUGUGUCCCCUAUUUCCGUUGAGCAUACGGCAGACCAUUUUUCUCUGGAUGACAGCCACUUUCUCGUUUCAUAGUAAUUCCAUUCCAAUGUGGUUUUUGCAUUUUUAAUCUUUUUGUACCAAUGCAGGCUAGAUAAGAAAGAUAUUUUAUUUUUAUUUCAUUAAAUUUAUGCACCACUUGAUUGUAAAAAACCCUGAAAGCAGUUUACAAGAAGAUAUAAGUAUUAGUUAAUCUCUUUGUGAUACAUUUGGAAGCAGGUUUUACAGGUAGUUGGUUCAUUGAGAAAACGUUAUCCUUUUAUAAAUGAGUUUGCAGUAAUUUUGUCUGUAGUUAACAACUGUGGUACUCCUUCAUUCAUUAUCAUAAACAUUAUUUUUCAAUAUUCACAUCGUGAGUAAAAUGAACAAGAAGCCAUGAUUCCAGGAAAGCAGGCUCCCACCUCAUUCUAACCUGUUUACUCACAAAUAUGUCUCACAAUAUUCUGUUGGACUUUCUUCCUGUGUGUUAGGAUUACAAUUUAAACAUAUUUAUGAUGAGGCCAUUGGUGUUGCAGAAAUACUUUUAACUGCAAGAGUGAUUGAAUUGGGAAAUAAAUGUUGAUUGUUUGGAAUUGAUUUCCUGAAAUGCACCACCAGCACUGGUUAAGAGAAAAUUUGUUUGAAGAUUUUUCUGGAAUGAUUUUAAUUCAAGCAAAUUGUAGUUUUGAAUUCAAUCUACUAAUGCUCUCCUGGUUUGGUUUGAGUUUCUUUAAGUAUAUGCUUAAGGCAAACAAAUGUACAUUGGUUUUUCUGCUUUUGCUAUCUUGAAAUAUUUUGAGAUUUGUUUGAGAUUACAAUUUGAACCUUCCCACUGGCCAAGUUAGCAAUUUUAUAAAUAUUGUGGAGAAAAGCCUUUUAAAGUAUUACAAAGCCUUGUAGUCCAUACAUUCAGCUGCUCCUGAAUCAUCCUAGGAUUGGAUGAACAAUUGUCAACAAACACAAAUAGCGUUCACUUUGUAUUUGUGACAACUUUUUACAUUCAUUGAGAAUGACAUAGAAGAUGCAUACCUAGACAUGACCAGCCCUAAAUGUGAACUACAUGAAUAUUUACAAUUUAAUUCUAGAGUUGUAUUAGUGUACUCACUAUAGGGGUUCUUUUAGGGAAGAACUACAUGUCAUAAGUGUCAUGAGGCUGCCCAAGAUAUAGUACAACACCCCCCCAAGAUAUAGUACAACAUAUGCCUUGCCCUCUUGUCAUUACGAUGUGUGUGAUCUUUGUACGGAUGUUAACUAACAAUGUGGAGCAGGAACAGAAAAAUGCAGGGCAAUAACCUCAGAACAAGAGAAGUUGUUGUAUUUGUUAUGCAAGGUAGGAGGGAAGAUUCAACCUGGCUCUGCUGUUUUGGCAGCAGCCAAUUUCUCCCUUAGUGCGGCUGCCUCUGCUCUGUUAUAGUUUAUAUAGUACUUCUGAAGCAUUCAGUGCAGGGAUGAGGAGGGGGGCCCUUCAGCUAGAGGAUUGCAUUCUGUUGUAGGCAGCUUUCUAGGGGCUACACACCACUGGUGGACAGAGUUAGAGGCAAAAGUGAGAAGAGCCCAGAUACCACUGUUACCUUUUUGCAGUAGGCUAUGUCCAAGCCUUAAGGGACGCGGGUGGCACUGUGGGUAAAACCUCAGUGCCUAGGACUUGCCGAUCGCAUGGUCGGCGGUUCGAAUCCCCGCGGCGGGGUGAGCUCCUGUUGUUCGGUCCCAGCUCCUGCCCACUUAGCAGUUCGAAAGCACCCUUAAGUGCAAGUAGAUAAAUAGGUACCGCUUUAUAGCGGGAAGGUAAACGGCGUUUCCGUGUGCUGCUCUGGUGCCGGUUCGCCGGAGCAGCUUCGUCACGCUGGCCACGUGACCCAGAAGUGUCUGCGGACAGCGCCGGCUCCUGGCCGCUAGAGUGAGAUGAGCGCACAACCCUAGAGUCUGUCAAGACUGGCCCGUACGGGCAGGGGUACCUUUACCUUUACCUAUGUCCAAGCCUUACAAAGUUGGAGGUUUGCACAUAAACACAGACAUUUUCCAUCCAGGCAUGCAAAACUCACUAUCGUAGAUCAAGGUCACAUUCCAGACAACUUGAAAGUACUUGAGGAUAGUGCAAAAUAAGGAUUGGGCGGGGUCAUGACAUAAGAAAUGUCCCAAGGGCCAGGCAGAGCCUGAGGGACAAUAUUUGGUCCCUGGCUCUGAAGUUCCCAGUCAGAUAUAGAAGCUGGAAGAGCUGGGUUUGGCUGCUGAAGUCCCCCACCCCAUGUCUAGUGUAAUGUAAGGCAACCUGAUUGUCAGCAGAUUAUUCAGCUCUGAGAAAUAUAUUUUCUCCUCUCUUCAGUCCUUGGAAGUAUCACCACCAUUGAUGUUACUCGUUGAGUUGAAUUGUGACUGAUUCAUAACUUUCUAACUGGGCUCAAAUAGACUGGGCUAGUAAGAGUUAAGCUGCAAAAGGAGAGUGGGGAGAAAAAGUAGAAACAUUGCUAAGUCUUUCCUUGAAAUUAGCUGUAGAAGUAUUAUGGGACUAGGAAAUGUUAUUUCCCCUCUUUCCCUUACCUGUUUACCUGUUAUUAUCCUAACUGGUACGAACACGGCUGGAAAGUUACACAAUUGUUAUGCAUCCUUCUUUGAUUUAAAGUGCCAAUUGAAGUGUGAACAUAGACACAAUCUCUAGGACCAGUAGCAAUGCCCUGAUUAUAAAACUCCCUCCUUUCUCAUAUAAGGUUCGUGCAAACUCUGUUGAGGAUUUUGCACCAGCUGAAGACUCAGUUCUUCACCAGAUCGUUGUUCAUUCUAUCUAUAUGUAUUUUGCACUGAUUUUAAUGUAAUCAAUACUGGGGUGGCUUUGGCAAUAAAGAACUGGUAAUAGCCUAUUUUAUUUAUUUAAAAUAUUUAUCUGGUAGUAUUAUGCAGGUUGAAUUUUGCCCAUGGGCCUUCAGUUACUAAUCCCUAGUUCAAUGGCGAAGCGAGAAGGUAUACACAGGGCCUUUUUUCAGCCCAAACUGACCGGAAAUCAGUUCCGGCACCUCUCAGGUGGGCACCAUUGUCAUAAUAAGAGAACAAGGGAGGCGUUCAUGGUGAGUUGCUCUUUUUCUAGAGAAAUAACACAGGGUAUACUGUAAUGUUGCUUUUACAGCUGUGUACUUUGUAGGAGAGAUUUCAGCCAGUUUUCUAGAGCUGUUUGAUAUUAUUUAUCAAGGUUGUAAGAGCCAAGAUGAUUCAAUAAAUUGUAGUUAUCUUCUGGUGGCCAUGAUGGAAGAUUGGCAUUAUGUCAAUUUAACUGCCUUUUAGGUUGCAUCCACAUGAUUAUGAUUGCUGCUAGGAAAGCCUGGGGCUGUAUUCAACUAAAUCAUUGCACUAGCAAUGCUUCUAGCAUAACCAGAAAUGCCCCCCUCCACCUGCCCCUUCCCCAGAUCUUCUCUGAAGAGUCAGGAGAACCCCCAAAAUGGGGUGUGUGGGAUGAAACGGUAGUUAAUUCUGUCAGGUUUAAAUACAACCCCAAGUAGGUUAUUCUUUUUAUCUCCUAAAAGCAGCAGUCAUCAAUGGAGCAGGAACCCCCACAUCAUUGGACAACCACCACACACAUGGUUUCUAACUAGCAGUCUCAGAGCCUGUGGGAUUCCAGAGGGGAAGAAACUUUUUAGAACGUUGUGCAACACAAAGUUAGGUGAAAAGCUGUGGCUUAAUACUUAUUACUGGUCCUCCAGCUAGAUCCAGUUCCCUGCCUCUUUAGUAGGUCAAAUGAUAGAAUUAAAAUUCUAUACCAGUGACUGAUACAUUAAACUUUUAGGGUGAUACCCUUAGCCCAUUGUUUUCAUUAAGUUUACUCUGUGUAUGACUUGGUUGGCUAUUACCCCAGUCUUUGUUUCCAUAGAAUAAUUCCACAGAGUUGUACUUUCUAAAUCAGCAUAAUUUAAAAACUGAUUAUUUAGCACAUUAAUACCAAGCAUCACUAGUAUGUCCUAAUUCUUGAAAUCAUUGCAGUUUUUUAUAGGCUCUGGCCAAAUGUUCCUAAGGGAAAUUCCCUGCUCGUUGCUCCGAUAUAUUGCCAUAUAUUUGGAAUGAGGAAGUGGACCUGCAACAAAAUUUGUUGCAUUGCUGUUUGCAGCAGUUUGCAAUGCUGUAUUCAGCAUUCCAGUUAUGCCUCUUUCCAGGAUACCCUGUUGUAUCCCACCAACCACCCAAUUUUCUGUUCUCCCACCAUUCAGCCAGUAUCCUGUGCAUUUUCAGAACUCAUUGCACUGUCUUAGGGGGCAGGGGAAUUUGAGUUCUCCCAAGUCUGUAAGUCGUCCUAUGCAUAGUUGCAUGAGGUCCAACACUCCAACAAUUGAGAUCGCUAUUAUAAUACAUUAUUACAAUCAGAUUUUUAAUUUUUAAAAAUGUUAUUAGUAUCCUGAGUUUAAGGCAUAGCAACUUACAUAAUAUUGACUCUUCCUUUAUCAAAACAAGUACAGUAUGAAGCCGAAUAAUACAGUGAACAUGGUUUUUUAAAAUAAACAUACCUGGAUGUGGACAAAGUGCAUGGAUUGGUCAGCACGACCGCUUGCGCUCUGGACCUUUGCCCCUCUUGGCUGAUAAAAACUAGCAGGGAGGGGACAGCUCGCUGGGCCAGGGAGGUGAUUCUUGCCUCCCUUCAAGAGGGUGUGGUCCCUGCCGACUUGAGGGAGACAGUGGUAAAACCACUUCUCCAGAAACCCUCCCUGGAUUCAGAAAUUACUGGUAAUUACUGGCCAGUUGCCACUACCCCUUCUUGGGCAAGGUUCUUGAUCAGGUAGUCAUAGAUCAGGUCCAGGCACUCUUGAAGGAAACUGAUUUUCUAGCUCCAUUUCAGUUGGGGUUUCUGCCCAGUUUCAACACAGAAAAAGCUUUGGUUGCCCUGUAUGAUGACCUAUGUCAGGAGAGAGACAGGGAAAUAUGUCCUUGUUAAUUCUUCUGAACCUCUCAGUGGCUUUAAUAACAUCGACCAUGGUAUCCUUCUGGAGCAGCUCUCUGAGUUUGGGGUGGAUGGCACCACCACUUUGUGGUGGUUUGGGUCCUACUAGAAUGGUGUUUCCAGAAGGUAGUCCUUGGGGAGUGCCCUUUGGCCCUGUAGAGCCUUCAGUGCAGGAUUCUCCAGGUUUCGAUUUUAUUCCCCAUGCUGUUUAACAUCUACACAAGUGGGGUCAUCAGAGUUUUGGAGUUUAUUGUCAGCAAUAUGCUGAAGACACACAGCUGUACUUCUUUACAGGUGUGGUAGUGGAUGUGCUGGACCAUUGUAUUGCCUCAAUAAUGGAGUGGAUGAGAGCCAAUAAACUGAAACUCUUUCUGGAUUAGACUAAGGCACUGUUAGUGGGCACUUCCAUAGACUUGAGGGUGGGAGGUGACUUGCUCUUGUGUACAUCUGGAUCCAUUGUGUCACUUGAGGCUCAGGUGACCUUGGUGGUGCAGAGUGCCUUCUAUCCACUUUGGCUAGUGGCUCAGCUGUGCCCCUAUCUGGACAGGGAUAGCCUAACUUCUGUCUCUGGUAACCUCUAGAAUUGGAAUACCAGUAUUGGAACAAAACCCACCCUCCUCUUCUUUCUGAAGGCAUGAGGUCGGAUUACACCAGAGCUUACAUAUUGUUAUAGUCCAUAUAAUUUAUGUAGUGACAACAUUCAAUACUAUUUUUGCUUCCAUGCUGUCUCGGUCUUACAUUGUUAGACAUAAGCCAACCUUUUAGCUUUUCCCUGUCACAUUUUGGAUGACCCAGCAUCAUAUUGAACUUAAGCUCAGCAAUGCUAAAUUCUUAAUCUCUUUUCAUUCCUCUUAUCCUUUUCUCCCUUAACCCCAGUGGUAUUUUGUAUUCAUGUUCUUUUCAAGCCCGUAAUUUGGGUGGCCAUGUUAGAUUUUGUUUUAUCCUUUUCUUCCACUAUUUACUCUCAUGCUAAACUUGUCAUUUUCAUCUUUAUAACAUUUCUAAAUCUUUCUAAUAUAGCCUUAGCCCCUUUUCUCCCCCCCCCCAACAUAACACGUGUCUUGAUUCUGCUUGAUUCCACAUGUCUUGAGGGUGCUGCCAGUUGAUUGUUGAGCCCAGGGGGGCGAUAAGGUGAAAAGGUGGUGACUUAGGUUUAUUGGCCCUGAAUUACUGCUCUUGCUGACAUGUAGAUAAAUUGGCAACAAAGGUGUGAAUGAAUCUACAGAUUUUUCAGACUUGACUUUUGAGGGGAAUUUUAAUAGAAUAUAUCUUUCUUUGCAUCCCCAGGCACACAGACAAAUGGCCUGGACUUUCAGAAACAGACUGUGCCUGCCGCGGGGGCAAUAUCUACAGCCCAGGCCUUCCUUGGACACCUUCAUCAGGUAAAUAUUUGUUUCUUUUUAUUCUGAAAUUUGGAAGGUAAUAUAAAGGGUUCCUCUCUCUCCGCACUAUGUUGGCAAAACCAGAAACAACAAAGUAGUGCAAGAUUGGUGUCUUCUUUUGGAGGUAUGCAUAGAGGCUACCAAAGCUUUAGAAAGAACAGCAGUGUCUUUUAUCUCAACAUAAGAAAGGAUGAUUUACAGGCCCUCUGAGUAGGCCCACAUUGCACAGUGUCUCAUAUGGCCAUUUAGAGGUCUUUGUGACCUAAAACAUAAUUUCACAGUACAUGGACAUUUUUUGUACAACUGGAUAAUAGAUGGGACCAGUUGACCGUAUGGGACUAGUAGGCUACAUUCAAAUGGGUUUCCAAAGAAUCAAAGCUAUCAUUCUAUGUGUCAACCUGUAUGGUAGGCAUAUCUGGAAAUAGAGCUUGUUUUCACCAUUCUAUGUCUGUCUUUCCAUUUUCUUCUGAGAAAUGUGAAUAUUCUUACCUAGGAGUGAGAAACGUUUUUCAGCCCGAGGGCCACGUUCCCUUAAUGGGGGUUGCAUGUCAUUGGCAAGUAGGCCUACAGGCAGAUGUGGGUAGAGACAUAGUGGGUGGAGCAAUUAAUGGGACUCUUACCUUCACACAGCAGGCAACUUUCCAGCCACACAAAAGCCUGUGGUUUCACAUCCCACCCCACCCAUUCACCAAUAUCAUUCAUUCUGGCAAGCAAGAGGCAUGGACAGACUUCAUUAUACAUUAUAGCCAGGCAAAAGCAGUUCAGGAGGCUGUACAGGUAGGUUUGGGUAUUUGUGGCCUGGGCAGAGUUCUGCAGGCGGGGAGUCCUUUCCUCAGAGUACAGUGGUACCUCUGGUUACGAACUUAAUUUGUCCAGAGGUCCAUUCUUAACCUGAAACCAUUCUUAACCUGAGGUACCACUUUAGCUAAUGGGGCCCACCACACCAUUGCCGGGCGAUUUCUGUUCUCAUCCUGAGGUAAACUUCUUAACCCGAGGUCCUACUUCCGGAUUAGUGGAGUCUGUAACCCGAAGUGUUUGUAACUCGAGGUGUUUGUAACCCGAGGUACCACUGUACUUGGAAGUAUGCUUGCCUGCUGAUUUCCUGACAAAACUUGAAAGCCAUCUAAUCUGAAAGGACUGUGACUAAUGUGUUUUCUGUCUUAGAUUUUGACUCCAUAAGAGUCUUUCAAGCUUGGGGAGGGGAGAGGGAAGCAACUGAGAAUCCCAGCCCUUUGUCCACCUCCUCUGCCUACUCUUUUUGUGUAUCACAGCAGCUACUGAGUUGGUGGAGGCAAGUUAGGUUUCCAAGCCCUGCUGCUUCUCCUCCCUAAACAAAACAUUGUUUCCAGGCUCUGAGAAGCAGAUGAAAAAUGUUUCCAUUCCCCACCCAUCUCAGGUGUUGCAUUCGAAGUAGGGAAGAGCAGCUUAAGUAGUGCUCUGUGUUGCCUCUUUCCCUUUUGAAUCUGGUCCUUUGGGUUUUUGUUUUUGUUUUAGUGAUGAUGAGAAACAUUGGUCCACCAUAACCUUGGAGUUGCCUGAAGGAGGGGCAUACCAUUCUUCCCAUAAGUUCCUGUUGUGGGUGUAGGCAGGUUUGUUGUCCCCAAAUUGGUUUAUACUCUUCUUCAUAGGAAUGAAUGGCAGCCGUUUACUUAUAUACCCAGGCUAGGUAGCACAUAACCACUUGGGAACAUUGGACCUACUAUGCCCUGAGAGAAAGCAUCAGACAGGAAACUCAGGCCAAGAAGAUAGUUGCAUCUGCUCCCAAAGUCAGCCUGUGAAUAUUUUGUACUGCUUGCUUAUGUUUAAUAUCUUAAAUUGCAAACCACUCUGGGCAGCUUGGUCAAAAGGCAGUAUAUAAAUGCAAUAAAUAAAUACAGUAGAAAAGAAGGGUGUGAACUUAUGGUUACCAUGAAGGCGAAACACCAGAGAGAUAAAACAUGUCUCCUGCUGGUUCCAGUGUCUUAAGAGGUCAGAUAUGAUCCCUUAUUAACAGACACAGAGACUUCAGCUUAUCUGCCUGAUUUGAAGUCAGUAGGAACCAUUUGAAAGCAGAUCUAGCUAUGUUCUGCACAUGUCAGGUGUGCCUUAAUCACUUUCAUAUUGCGUUACUUGCAUUUGGCAUGGGGCUGCCUUUGAAAAAGUAUUCAGAAAUCAGUUGGUGCAAAAUACCAAAGGUUUCCCCCCGCCCCAGGUAACUUCUGCUUUAUUGGCUUCCAGUUCAUUUCAAAGCCCAUUUUAAAAGUGCUGGUUAUUGUAUUAAGAGCUACUAAUAAAGCCAAUGCAAUUUCAUUGCACUUAGGUUUGAGUAGUGAAAUAUUUUUCUCCGCAUCAUUUAAAAUUUAUUUGCUGUGCUGCUUGAUGCUGCUGUAUAAAUUGUGUGCUUUAUUAUGUUGUUUCCAUUGUUGCUGCUGCUGCUUAGCAGCCUUGGGGAAUAAAAAUAAAUAAAAGAAAAUAUUUGCAUAGUCUCACUCUUUCAUCUUUCUAUACUUGCCUUGGUUCCUAUAAUGUUCCUUAAUGUGGAGUGUGCUUGCAUUUUGUUUGUUUUUGUGUGUGUGUGUGUGUGUGUGUGUGUGUGUGUAGAAAGAGGAAAGUAGAUAGGCUGGUGAAUGGUGAUGCUGACAUGAUGGCCAUAAUAUGCACAAGCAUGUUCAGAAGAGGAAGACCAAGAGGAUAAAUGGUCUGGAAGCCUAGCUUUAUGAGGAACAAUUGAGGGAGCUGGGUCUGUUUAGCCUGGUAAAGAGGAGACUGAGAACAGAUAUGAUAGCUAUCUUCAAAUAUAUAAAGGAAGAUGGAGUAAGCUUGUUUUCCCCUGCUAAAGUAGUGGCUUCAAGUUACAAGAAAUGGCUUCAAGUUACAAGAAAUGAGAUUCCAACUAAACAUCAGGAUAAACUUUCUGACAGUAGGAGCUGUUGGACAGUGGAACAGACUUUUCCAGGAGGUGGUUGACUGUCCUUCCUUGGAUAUUUUUAAGCAGAAGUUGGGUGGUCAUCUGUCAUGUAUUAUUCCUGCAUCACAGGGGGUUGGAAGAGAUGAACCUCAGGGUCCUUGCCAACUCUGCAGUUCUUUGAUUCUAUAACACUAUUCUUUCAUGCCUUUCACAUAUCAUUAUCACUCAUGCACAGUCCAACAGUUGACCCAACGGUUUGACCCUCUCGACCAAACAUCUGCCUGUCAAAAGUGUACACCACCCUCUGCCCCUAAUGCUUGCAUGCUGAAUAAUUUUUAAACUUAAAAGGCCGUUUGUAAACCUUCUGUACCCCUGAGCAGCUAAACCCUGAGCAGCGUUCAUGUUGAGCAGCUGAAGCCAGUCUCCUUAUGGCCAAUAGCUAUAGAGUUUUCAAAGGCAGCAACACAUAUUUACUGAAAGUUGUUCUAUUUUCUCAAGCUUCACUGAUUCAGCCACUACUUCCUUGCAGAUCUGUAUAUUAUGUGCUUUUAUUUAAUACUUCGUUCAUCUCUUUAUCAAAAAAUUCUAAAAGAUAACAUACAGCUGUCCUUGACUUUAGCAUGCUAUAUUUUUUAAAUCUCAAGUGCCAGGGUAUAAUGAAUCUUGAACUUUGAAGUGGCUACUGUGUUUAUAUGUUUAUCCUGAAUUGGCAGUUUCCCAUGGUAAAACGAGCCAGAGUCACCUUAUCAUUCCAUCCCUGUGCAGUAUUUUUUUUUUUUUUUGCAAGGCACUAUUUACAGCAGAAAGUUUUUGCUUUGGAGCAACUUCAGCUCAGGCUUUGGUUAAAAUGGGCUUUUAGGCCUUUGCAAUCAGUACCUAAGAGGCCUUUGUUCAUAAGCUUAUGCUGCAAAAAGAGCUGAAAAGGCCAAAAACUGGUAGUUUAUUAACCUAGCCAAUUCUCUAAGACAGCUGUGCAUGAUGAUGCUUUGGAAGCCUUUCUCUAAUUAAUAUGGUUGCUAUCUCAGAAUACUACAGGGCAGAAGAUUAAACUGGAUGUUGGCACUGGAGAUAGGAGCUUUUUUGGAGACAAAUUGCCUGCUUGGUGACAGAUGGCAUGUUGUAAUCUUGUAGAAUCUAACCCAGAAAUGUAGGAACCAUUUGAAGACACGGCAUAACACUUCCUUGUAUUGUUAUUUUGCCUAGGUUAUGCAAAAGGUAGCGUUGAAUUAGUACUGUGUCACAGCUCAUGGAGUGCAGGCUAACAACAUAUCUGUUUUGGAAUACCUUUUCAUAAAAGUUGCAUUCCUUUUUUCUCACUUGACUUUGCACCUUCAAAAUCUGGAUAAACUGUGGCUACUCCCAAAAGUUUUUUGUUUGUAAAAAAACUGACAUUCAAAGUUAAGAUUCCACCUAAAGAUUUUAAAUGGAGCAGGAUAGUUCAGAUACCUUGCCAAACCAUGGCUUGUCAUGAUGCCUGUAGCACCACCAGCCAUCAGUCCAUGGUUUGUGAAUGUCCACCAUACCAGGAUUUUUGAAAAGUUCAUGUAGUCUGGUUUCUCUUCAGAUCGUAUAAAUCCUUUGCCUUUUACUAAAGGAUCUUUGAAGAGACCACUGUUUGGAUAAUAUCUGGGGAUUCUUGGGAAAGGCAAGAGGAGAAAGUAACCCCAAAUCAUUGUUUGCCUGAACCUCUGGAAUGCAAAUUAUCAUUUAGAGUAUAAGCUAUAGUUAUGGCAAACCAUGGUCUGGCAUUAGAUCAGAAUCAAUGCUUUAUUUUUUUAAAUUCUAAUUAUCUCAGUGGUCUUAGGUGUUUCAAAAACUAGAGAAACUUUCUUUUUCGUCUAUUUUACUUCUCUCCAGUUUUGUGUUUUUAAAAGUACAUCAUUUUUAUAGGUUCAGCUCCCUGGAUCAAGUUUACAGGCUGCUGCCCAGUCCUUAAAUGUACAGGUAAGUGCUUUUGCGUCUGCAUCAACCUUUUUUCCUUUCUACUUUUCUUUUUGCAAUACCAGUGGGAGAGUUUGGCAGCCAUUAACAAAUGUUGCUCAAUACAGAAGUCCUGUUUGACAUUAAAAGAUGUUUGAAAAACUCCCAAGAGUUGGAGCUGAAAUAAGAUGGUCAGCAUGGCCUUACUUUAAUCACUUCGGGUUUUUCUUUAUAAUAAUAAAGAUUUAUAGUUAAAAUCUGAAACUGGUUGCUCUUCUGUUCUCUGCAAGAUGCAGCUGGCUGCUUAAGCUUAAUUAUUAUUAUUAUUAUUAUUAUUAUUAUUAUUAUUAUUAUUAUUUAUGUAUACCCUGUCAAUCUGGCUGGGUUUCCCCAGCCACUCUGGGCUGCUUCCAACAAAAUAUUAAAAUACAGUAAUCCAUCAAACAUUAAAAGCUUCCCUAAACAGGGCUGCCUUCAGAUAUCUUCUAAAAGUCUGAUAGUUCUUGUUCUCUUUGACAUCUGGUGGGAGGGCAUUCCACAGGGCAGGUGCCACUACUGAGAAGGCCCUCUGCCUGCUUCCCUGUAACUUGGCUUCUCGCGGUGAGGGAACUGUCAGAAAUGUACUGGGAAUCAUUGUAGGUCUUUCAAGACCGGUGUUUUGUGGUCUCGGCGGCCUCUCCCAGUCACCAAUCUAGCUGCCGCAUUCUGGAUUAGUUGUAGUUUCCAGGUCACCUUCAAAGGUAGCCCCACAUAGAGCGCAUUGCAGUAGUCCAAGCGGGAGAUAACCAGAGCAUGCACCACUCUGGUGAGCAGUUCGUAGGCAGGUAGGGUCUCAGCGUGCGUACCAGAUGGAGCUGGUAAACAGCUGCCCUGGACACAGAAUUGACCUGUGCCUCCAUGGACAGCUGCAAGUCCAAAAUGACUCCCAGGCUGCGCUCCUGGUCCUUCAGGGGCACAGUUACCCCAUUCAGGACCAGGGAGUCCUCCACACCCGCCCGCCUCCUGUCCCCCCAAAACAGUACUUCUGUCUUGUCAGGAUUCAACCUCAAUCUGUUAGCUACCAUCCAUCCCCCAGCUCCUAGCCCCUCUAGACGGUCCAGAAGGAUGUUAUGGUCGAUGGUAUCAAAAGCUGCUGAGAGAUCCAGCAGAAGUAGGGAACAGCUCUCACCUUUGUCCCUAGCUUGCCGGAGAUCAUCGACCAGUGCGACCAAGGCAGUUUCAGUCCCAUGAUGAGGCCUGAAUCCCGACUGGAUGCCUUAAAGCGUUAUAAUCUACUGCUUACUGCCUUUCAUUAAAAUAUUCAGGCAAUACAUCAAAGGGGAAGGAAAAUAGUAUUAUUGUGAAGUGGCGUCAUUCUCUAUGAGUGCUAAGGAACUAGGGUAGGGCAUUCUUGAAACCCCCUAGAACAUGCACCUAGUUACAUAUGAUAAUUUUGAAAGGAGGCGAGAUAGUGACCUUCCUCUCUAAAAGAGAGAGGCUGAAAAUUGCCUUGGUUGCCAUGGCAAACUUUGAGUCCCUGAGAGAGAUGUUGGCAAACAGGCUAUAUCUCCAGUGCAGAAUGUUUACAGUCCUGUGCUGUAAUUAUCUCUCAAUGACUGGCAGAAUUAAUCAGAGCCUCUAUGUUAAUUAGCCUGCUCUGCAGUCCCCAAAACAGGUGGUAGAAAAUAUGCAAAUCUAUGCAGAAUUUUAAUGUUCUGCAUAAGCAGUUUUAAUUACCAUAAACCCCCUCUCCUUGUUUUUCCUUUUCAUGUGCUUUCUCACUUGCAUUUUUCCCUCAUGGCUACAGUAAUUUCAUCUUUCAUAAGAUGGUUUUAAAUAAAUGAACUGUGUUUGCCUAUAUAAAUACCAAAUUCUGUUUCUUAGAGACAAGAUGUAUGGUGAGUGUUUGUUUUUGUCCCUGGAUGCAAUUCAGCAUCUAAGGUUUUUCAAGCUAGUACCUUGUUUAGUUUGAAAUACUAUUUUUAUGAAUUAUUAUAAAAUGUAUAAAAGAAAAAUCUACUGCACUAAUCCAAAACUUGCAUGCUACUGAUUACUGAGUUUCACAUUGACUAGGAAUUGGGCAGUUUGGUACAGGUCUGUGCAGAUCUGUCUGUAGUAUGGCAAUGACUGGGAAAGCUUAGAAACUUUAAAAGCCGUGCCUUCAAAUCAAGCACUAAAUAGGAAAUUUUCUUGAACAUAUGUGCAUAUGUUUUGAGGGGGCAGAUCUGGAGGCCCUGUCUCUCUCUCCAACUACAGUCGAGCCCCUGUUUUUGUUAAUAAUUUGAAGUAACAGCAGCAUUUUUUUCUUCCAUUCUGAUACGUGGAAAUAUUGGCUUACGGCUGCAAUACCAAAUUAGCAUUUCUUCCCCCCACCUGUUAUCUACAGUUACCUAUAAAAACAAGUUGUUGAAAUAAGCAGCUUUUUAUCUUAUUGAUAACCAAAAAUCUUGUUAAUAUCAUCCCUCUUCAUAUUACAAUAAACUAUGAAAAUGGCUGUGUCUACAUUGAUACCCAUUCUGUUCUACAAAAGCUUGUAUAUUUUCUUUCCUAGUCUAAACCUAAUGAAGAAUCUGGGGACAGUCAGCAGCCAAGCCAGCCUUCCCAGCAGCCUUCAGUACAGGCGGCCAUACCCCAGACCCAGCUCAUGCUGGCCGGAGGACAGAUCACUGGGGUAAGAUGAGUCGAAGUGAAUUGUAAUGAGCCACCAACUCAUGUUGUUGUAUUAGACAGAGUAGAUUGUUGCUUUAUCAUUCCAGGCGAAUGUGGCCGGAGAAAAUCUCCCUUUUGGUUUUAUGGGUCUCUCAGUGGCAUUUGAUGCUGUGGAUUAUGGUAUCCCAGUCCAUGGACCUACCGUAUUUUUCGCUCCAUUGGACGCACCAGACCAUAGGACGCACCGGAUCAUAGGAGGGGGAGAACAGGGAAAAUUUUUUUUUUCUUGUUCUCCCCCUCUAAAACAAGGUGCGUUCAAGGUACAUUCACCAGAGCUUGUGGGGCUGGCGGUGGGGGGAAGCGCUGCUUUCCCCCACCGCCAGCCUCAAAGAUCCCUGAAGCCUUUGGAGCGCAGCACCCCGCUGCCCUGCAGAGGUUUGCGCGCAGCCGUCCCCAAGCUAGAGCAGCGAGACGGAGCUCUCCGUCUCGCUGUUCUGGCUUGGGAACAGCCUUGCUAGCUUCUGCAGGACAGCGGGGUGAAGGCACCCCGCUGCCCUGCAGAGGUUUGCGCGCAGCCGUCCCCAAGCUAGAGCAGCGAGACGGAGCUCUCCGUCUCGCUGUUCUGGCUUGGGAACAGCCUUGCUAGCUUCUGCAGGACAGCGGGGUGAAGGCACCCCGCUGCCCUGCAGAGGUUUGCGCGCAGCCGUCCCCAAGCUAGAGCAGCGAGACGGAGGGCUCCACAGUGCUCCGUCUUCCUGUUCUGGCUUUGGGCUUAGCGGCGCAGCCUGCAUUCGCUCUAUAGGACGCACACACAUUUCCCCUUAAUUUUUGGAGGGGGAAAUGUGCGUCCUAUAGAACGAAAAAUACGGUAUUUGCUUCUAGGCCUAUAUUGUCUGAGUUCAGCCUAUCUGGAGAAAUUGCCACAUCUCUUUGAGAUUUGCAGGAGGAAACCUUGUGCUAUGUCCUCAUACCAUGAGAAAAGUUGUCUUCUGGAGCAAAAGUAGAACCCUCUCCAUUGUAGCUUACCUUCUUGGAACUUUCUAUCUAGGGAGGCUCUGUUAAUCCUGCCACCACUAUCUUUUAGAAAUCAGGUUGAUAUAUUAGAAAUUAGUUGAUACAAUUGUAGAUGGGGAGUAGUUUUUAAAUUCUGUAAUUUUAUAUUUGAUAUAGUGGUUAUUGCUGUGUAAUCAAUCUGGAAAGUUGAUAUACGCAGUAUGAAACCUACCAUAUCAGAUGCUAUUUCUCUACUUUGCUGAUGAGCAUAAGGGUGAUUUUUAACACAGUAUAUUGAUUCAAGAAGGCAACAAAUUAUAGCAAAUUUCUUCUCUUAGAUUAGUUGGGGGGGGGGGGACUGUUUGUCUUGCUCCAGGGGUAGGCAACCUUAAGGCCCAUGGGCUGGAUAUGACCCAAUUGCCUUCUCAAUCCGGCCUGCGGACGGUCCGGGAAUCAGUGUGUUUUUACAUGCGUAGAAUGUGUCUUUUAUUUAAAAUGCAUCUCUGGAUUAUUUGUGGGGGCUGACUGGUGUUUUUACAUGAGUAGAAUGUGUGCUUUUAUUUAAAAUGCAUCUCUGGGUUAUUUGUGGGGCACGGGAAUUCGUUCAUCCCCCCCCCCCAAAAAAAUAGUUCGGCCCACCACAUGGUCUGAGGGAUGGUGGACCGACCCACGGCUGAAAAAGGUUGCUGACCCCUGUCUUGCUACAUAUUUGCUUUCUUCUGUGACCUCCUAGUCACAGUGAAGAGGGGGAAAAAGUUAGUAUCGCUGUUACAGACAAUGUCUUGGUCAUAUUUAUGACUAUUUGAUCAACCAUAUUACCAAAGUGCUAUUGUUGAUAUAACCGCACUCUUAAGUUUGCUGAAAUUUCCGUUUCCAUACACAAAAUGAGGUUUAAAUCCACCUAUUAACAGUUCUCAUUGGAUGGAGAACUCUUUAUGUAAGCUAUUAGUGUUUCUUUCAAUUGCAAAAAAAAGUAUGCUACAACAACUUGGGAGACUAAAAACUGAUAAAUCACUUCUGCUAUUUUCAAAAUUUGAGACAUGCAAUUAAUCAGAGACUUUUCUCCCUAUAUUAUUUAUCUCUGAAAGGUAUAUGUAACAUGUAAAUCAAAUGACACUGCUUUGAAUUUAGUUCUAUUUAUAGGCAUAUAGAAAACUGCUUUAUACCAACUCAGAGCAGUGGUCUGUGUACCUUAGUAUUGUCUAUAUUGACUGGCAGUAUUUUCUAUUUAUGCCAGAUCCUUCGCCAUAAAGCUCUACAAAUGACUGUUUUCCAUAUGUAGUGGGCCUUUACUGUAAUCUGAAUACAGGUUUUUUCGUGGCUUUUACUUGUAGCACAUUUGUAUAAGCAUACAGUAAAAAUUAGUCCAAAUACAUUAAGUGUCAUUUUGCCUAACUGCUCUUUGCUACAUUGAAACUAGAUCCAGGUCUUUGAAGGUAAGGGCUCUUUCUAUACAGAAACAGGGAAGAAUAUUCAUGUAUCGAAGGGAGUCUAACGCCACCUGUUUCAUAGAGAUAAUGUGUGUUUGGAAACCUGCAGAGAUGUCAACCUACCAGCUCAAUCCUAUCAAAACAAAAAGGCAGACUGAAGAGGGGGGUUGACUUGGAGGGGAACAAAUGGUGCACAUGUUCCUCAGCUAUAUCUUAAGGCAUAAUGGAAAUGAUGAAACAUGCCAGGGAUUCAUGCUAAUGUGAAGCAGCUGGAGUAUUAUCAGUUUGUUUGGUAACCACAGCCAGUAUUGCUAUUUCUCAUUCAUCUGGCUAAUCGCUUCUGCUUCUGGUGGGUGUAAAUUUCCUUUCAAAGCCUGUCAGUGAUGGCUUGUUCUUUUGCUUGCUAUUUCCUGUCAGUGCUGUUUCUUUCCAUUGAUUGCUAGCUAAUUACCUUUUUCACAUUAAUAUUGAAGCAGUGCCACAAUAAUGCAGUGGUCACAAUGAUACAAUGCUUAUGCCAGUACCAUUUAGAUGAGGUGAAAUAUAGGUUGAUAGAUUGCUUGAUUUUUAUCUUACCUGGAAUAAACAUCUGCUCCCUGUAUAUGGUGGCUUGUUUGAAGGCAACUGGUCAGAAAUAAAUAGCAAUGGUUUGUAAAAGGCAUGAUGUUUCGUUUUAUUAACUACUGUCCUAAAACUUGUUCCUAGCUCACGUUAACACCAGCCCAGCAGCAAUUAUUGAUACAACAGGCACAGGCACAGUUGCUGGCAGCUGCAGUGCAGCAUUCAGCCAGUCAGCAGCACAAUGCUGCAGGCGCCACCAUCUCAGCUUCUGCUGCAACGCCCAUGACACAAAUCCCUCUAUCUCAACCGAUACAAAUUGCACAGGUGAGCUUUGUCUUUCGAACCAUUGAUCAUGUUGGCCUGCCCUAAUAUGUCUCUUUUGUUACUCUUUUGUUCGCAGUGCAACUGAAUAAGGGCUUACAAGGCAGUGUUUUGAAUACCUUGGCAACAUAGUCUGCUUGGUCCUCUGAUUUCCAAAGACCACACAUCCCUGUUACAGAAAGCUACAAGUUUCCUUUUUUAAAAUGCAGGCAUGGCAACAUUCAGGUCAAAUAAUCUGGCUCUUAUAAACAGUUUUUACAUUUGAGCGCUUGCUCUUUCCACUCCACUUGCUUUCCUCGUUGCCUGAUUUUUGCAAGCCACAAUUUGGUGUGACAUCCAAAGUGGGUAAAUUAAAGUUUAUGCAAACCAUUAUUUUCCCAUUCUGGUUUGGAGACAACCAUGGUUUGAAAUGAGUUUCUAAUUCUGGUUUAGUAAUAACAUGUAGUAUUUCAAACCCAGAAAUGAGAGAGGACAUUGAAGGGAGGUUGUGGACACAAAGCUGUUCACAAGAACCAAACCAUGAUUCGGCUGUUAAAUCUGAACGAGACUCGCAUAUGCAGUUUGGUUCUUGAUCCAACUCAGGACUUCAUGGCAACCAUGGGGCUGUUUCAAGUGAUCAUUGACCUGACACACAAUGCAGAACACACUCCUGAUUUGGUUUUUGCUCCUGGUGGUGAGGUUGGAUGCCUGGAAAUAAGGAGGUGUUUCUGUGCCCCUUUUGUCAUCAUCAGACUUCCUGGUCUGAUGCUGAGCUGACACCAGUUCCCCCCUGCAGGGGUGGAGGACCAGUUAGGGUAGACCACUUAGGAAUUCCUGAAUGCUAUAGGUAUUUUCUGAUGGGUGAAACAGGCAAACCUGCCAAGGCCCUCGUUUCACUGGGGAAUGGUGAUAUGUGGAGGGCCAUAGAUAUGGUUCCUUCUGAGCAUCCUCUCAAAUGCUGUGUUAGAGCACAUAAUCAUGCCUACUUUGCAGUAGUGAAAGCAGCAAGGAGGGCCUACUUCACUGUCUCCAUUGCACCAUUGAAUAACUGCCGUAUUUUUCGCUCUAUAAGACGCACCAGACCACAAGACGCACCUAGUUUUUGGAGGAGGAAAACAAGAAAAAAAAUAUUCUGAAUCUCAGAAGCCAGAACAGCAAGAGGGAUCGCUGUGCAGUGAAAGCAGCAAUCCCUCUUGCUGUUCUGGCUUCUGGGAUAGCUGCGCAGCCUGCAUUCACUCCAUAAGACGCACACACAUUUCCCCUUACUUUUUAGGAGGGAAAAAGUGAGUCUUAUAGAGCAAAAAAUACGGUACAUAGCAGAGUUCUUCAGAGUGGUCUGUUGGCUCUGGACCCCUGUAUUAGUGAAUGGAGCUCAGGAGCCCCCAGGGACUUUUGCUUUCUAGACACUUUAGAGAAUGAAGUCACUCAACUCCAUAAUGUACUUGAUUCCAUGAUUUAUGCAGCUCCAAGUGAGAUUUCCAGUCAUCCACUAAGCCUUUUUGUGAGAUCAGUUUCAGUUUUUGCAGCCUGCCAACAUAAACAAGGUGCUUGGAAGUAUGCUCCUAUUCGUGGGGGCAGACUACUGCCAGCAUAUAGCUCCUUGUCUUUGGAAUCUGCAUUGGCUGCCAAGCUGCUUCCAGUCCAGGCAGCCAAUACAGAUUUUGGUACUAAUGUAUAAGGCCCUAAGCAUCUCUGGACCAAGUUAUUUGAGAGACUGCCUUACCCUCCAUAUGCCCAGCAAGUUACUUCUUUGCAAUAGGAGCUGUUCUUGAAACCCUAAAAAUAUGAGUUCUAGCCAUGACAAUAUGCUGCAGGGUUUUCAAUGCUACUGUUUGUGUAACAGCAUCAUAAUUUCCAGAAACAAUUGAAGACAUUCUUGUUUCAACAAGCUUUUCCAGCUAGGUGUGUGUAGGGAUGGGAACUAGGUUUCUUGCCUAUCUUUAGUUGAUUUGUGUAUUGUUUUAUUGUUGAUUUGUGUAUUGUGUAUUCUCAGUGAUUUUUAGUAUAUGGUAUCAAUCACUUUGAGAUGUACAAUAUAUGAAAUCAAUGUAAAGUUAAAUUUCUUGGACUUGUGUUUGUAUGCUGCAUACACACACACACACGCCAAUGAAUUUUUAAUUAUUUUAUUUCUAGUUGCGAGUCUCCAUGUGAACUCUGCUUUUGAGUGGCCUAUAAGUACAGUUAAUAAUUCUGGUAGAACAUGGUCACAAGGAGCAAAAAUGAAAGUUGAGAGCCAGUGUAGUAUUAGAAUUAAACCUGGGAGACCUGAGUUCAGUUACCUACUCAUUGGGUCACUUAGGACCACUUCCUUACCUGUCACCUUAACCUACCUUAUAGGGUUGCUGAUAUAUAUAGAUAUAUAUAUAUAUAUGGAGUCCCUCACUUUUUCCACUGCAAAUUGGAGUACCUGGACUUCAUCAAUCGGUUAUAACAGAGCCCUGCUUAGCUUGUUUGGAUUACUAUUAUAAAUACAUUAUCCAAAUAAUUGUUUGUUUUUAUAGCCCUGUUCUUGAAUAAUUGAUUCACUGACCUGAUCUCCAUUUCAGACACAUCAUUAUAUUUAACUGAUUUUACACACACAACUCUAGCUGCGAUCAUCGCAAGAAAUCUUCUGUGAGAAUAUGAAUAAAUGAAAUAAAUGCUAGCAGGGUUUUUUCCUAACAUUUAUAUAGUAGUAUUUAUAGCUCUCUGUUCACCUACUGGUAAGGCAGUUUACAGAGCUAAUACAAAUUAUACCACAUCCUGAUAGCUAUAAUGUACAUAACAAAACACAAUUCAGCAUGCUGUGAGGAAAUUGUUUUUCAUUUUUCAUAAUAUGUUCUUACCACUCAAGUUCUUGCUAUCUUUUUUUUAUCAUGGUGGUACAAUGGGCUAGUGUUUUGAGUCUGUUGGCUUCUUACCAGACCUACAAAAGCCAUCAAGUCAGUAGGAUUCCGAGAGUUAAUUCUCUGAUGUGUGAAACAUGGUUGAUUACUGCCCAGACACCAUAUUGUUCCAUGUUUACUUCCCCUCCCCCUCCCCCUCCCAUAUGAUGAAUAUGUCCCCACAUAAACAUUGUGGGAUUCACUUCUGUGGGUGGGACAGACUAGGGCCAAGAGGAAGGAGAUGGUAUGUACUUUCUCUCACCACUGUUUUGUAGCUGCUGCUUGCCUGGAAGCAGAUGUAUGAUAAAGCAAAGGCAGAUUUCCAGUAGCAUCCCUCUGCUUGUACGAUGCAGCUGGCAUAAAAUUCCAGCAGGUCUCCUUAUGAGCAGGGUUGAUGAGCCUGGUGAGCUGUUGAUGGCUGCACUAGUCAUUUCCUACCAAAGCCCCCAUCACCUGCGGAGGGCAGAUACAAAAACUGAAGGAGCCUGGGGACAAGCAGAGCUCCGUGGCAGCCUAAAACUUCAACAUUUGCUGAUGCUAAAAUUUUGUUUCUAUUAGUGAAAUUGAUGAUAUGCUGAAAACCUCAAGAGGAGGACUACAUCCUUAAAUCAAUACUUUGCUGUUGUUCCUUCGCGUUAGCAACUUUUUCCAGGUCAUUCUAUGAUUCUAUGAAUUAGUAUAUGUUCAUUUUUUUAUGUGCUAUUAAAUUCAGAUGCCCUGUGUUUGCAGAGUAAGAAUUUUGGAUCACAGUUCUUUUCCUAAUGGGUUUGUCUUGCUUUUGAAGGGGAGGGAAUGACUGUUUAAGUUUAAAAAACUCUUAAUUUCGUUUUGCUUCUUCAAGGAUUUGCAGCACCUGCAGCAGCUCCAACAACAGAAUCUCAACCUGCAACAGUUUGUGUUGGUGCAUCCAACAACCAACUUGCAACCAGCACAGUUCAUCAUCUCACAGACGCCGCAGGGGCAGCAGGGUGAGCAAGACGUUUCCUAAAGGACUUAGGUUUUUUAUAAAGAUAUUUUGUUGAAGGCAAACAAGCAACCAGAGGUAUUUAAUACUCAGGCACGUAAAUUUUAGGGAAGAUGUUUGUUACUAUAGAGUAGGGACCAUCUGGGUGAAUAUAUCCAUCACAUGAGCAGAAGUCCAAUAAGUAUGCAGGCAUGGCUUCUCUGGAAUCCUUAUCCUUUCCCUUCUUUAAUAUAGUACUCUUUUUCCCCUUUUUUACAGUUUUGGAAAUAGUCAGCAUACAGGACACCUCUUUUCCCCUAUAUGCCUUUAUUUGGGCUAAAACUUUAGGCUACAAAAAUUCAUUUUUAAAAAUUCUGUCCCACCUUUUCUGCAGUUGCUAGAGUGCUUCGAGUGUCAUGAUUGUAAUGAACGUAAGAAGAGUUCUUCUGGAUCAGGCCAAAGACUCAUUUAAUCUAGCAUCCUGUUCUUACAGUGGCCAACAAGAUCCCUAUAGGAAGCCCCUACGCAGGACCUAAGUGCAACAGCACUCUCCCUUCCUGUGAUUCCCAGCAACUGAUAUUCAGAGGCAUACUAUCUCCAACCGUAGAGUUAGAACAUAGCCAUUGUGGCUAGACGCCAUUGAUAGCCUGAUCCUCUGUGAAUUUGUCUAAUCCUCUUUUAAAGCCAUCCAAGUUGGUGGCCAUCACUACAUUUGUGGGAGCGAAUACCAUAGUUUAAACUAUGCGCUAUGUGAAGAAGUACUUUCUUUUGUCCUGAAUCUUCCAACAUUCAGCUUCAUUGGCUUCCCCAGAGUUCUAGUACUAUAUAAUAGGGAGAGUUUUCUGCCUGCCACACCUAAUCUUAUGCACCGCUCUCACGUCCCCACUCCCACCACUCAUCUUUCCCCCCUAAACUUAAAAUCCCUUUAUGUUUCCUCAGGGGAGUUACUCCAACCCCAUGAUCACUUUAGUUCCCUCUUUUCUGAAUUUUUUGUCCCAGCUGUGCAGUAUCCUUUUUGAGGGGAGGUGACCAGAAACUGUACACAGUAUUCCAAGUGUAGUCUCCCCAUAGAUUUGUUAUAACAGCAUUGUGAUAUUGGCAGUUAAAUUUUCAGUCCCUUUCGUGAUGAUCCCUAACAUGAAAUUCGCCUCUUUCACAGCUGCCGCACACUGGGUCGGGUCAACAUCUUCAUCGAGUUACCCUCUACAACCUCAAGGUCUCAUUCCUGGUCAGUCACUGCCAUUCAGACCCCAUUAGCGUAUAUGUUAAAUGAGGGGUAAAAAUUUGCCCCAAUGUGCAUCAUUUUACACUUGCUUACAAUAAAUUGCGUUUGCCGUUUUACUGCUCUUUCACCCAGUUUGUAGAGAUCCUUUUGGAGCUCAACAAUUUGGUAUUGUCAGCAAACUUGGCUACCUCACUGUUCACCCCUAACUCCAGGUCAUUAAAAAGUAAAAAACAAAGGCCUCAAUCCUUGUUGGCCUUCACUUUCUUCAUCCUUGCAUUGGGAGAACUGUCCAUUUAUUCCUACUCUGCUUUCUGUUUCUUAACUAAUUCCUGAUCCAUAAGAGGACUUCUCUUACUCCAUGAUUGCGAAGUUUAUUCAGGAGUCUUGGGUGAGAUACUUUUACCUGCAGCCUUUUGAAAUUAUUAAGUCAACUUUUGAAAGUAGUAAGACAGCAUGUCAACUGGAUCACUUCUUCCGAUAUGCUUGUUGAUACUCAAAGAGAACUGUAAUAACACAGGACUUUCCCUUGCAGAAACUAUUCUGGUUCUGCUUCAGCAAGGCAUAACAAUUCUUUCCACCAGUUUUUGUGGAACAGACGUUAAGAUAAUUGACCUGCAAUUUCCCAGGAAUCCCAACCCCACCCCAGAUCCUUUUUUAAAAAUCCACUGCCGAGUCCUCAGGUAUGGAGGUUGAUUGACAGUCUUCAUAUUUUUGUUAUAAGUUCAGCAAUUUCACAAUUCAAAACUCUUGGGUGCCAUCUGGACCAGAUGAUUUCUCAGUUUCUAAUUUGUGAAAAAGACCUAGAACUUGUCACUACCAUUUGCCUCACUUCUUCAAAAAACAAAACUCUCCAUUAAAGUUUGUUCAGGCACAGGUGUCUUCCCUACAUCUUGCACAGUGAAGACAAAUAAUUGAUUCAGCUCCUCUGCAGUCUCCUUUUACUCGUUUAGCACAUAUUUGUCUCUUUCGUCAUCCAAAGGCCUGACUACCUCCCUAUGCAGACACCUGCUUUGAAUGUAAUUUUAAAAAAAAAUGGUCAGUCCUUGUUUUUAUCAUUUAUUGGUUUCAUUGGUUUAUUAUUUAUUGGUCUGUCUGUCUUUCUUUUGGACUAGACUUCCAUUUUCUGAGGGAAUCCUUCCUGCCUCUGAUAGCUUCCUUGACUCUGCUCUUUACCACACCAGCAUCUUAAUGAUCCUGGUUGUACCUUUCCAGAUCUGUGGAAUAUAUUCUAGCUAGGCUUCAAUUAUUGUGGUUUUGAACAACCCUGGGGAUUCUGGAGAGACCUGUCCCUCUUGACUUUCAGCUUCCAUUUUACCAAUCACCUCAUUUUGGCAAAGUUUCCUCCUUUGAAAUAAAAUGUGACUGUGUUGGAUUUUAUUGGCAAUUUACAUAUAUGUUGAAUUUGAUAGCACUGCGGUAAUUGUUUCCAAUCUGCUUAACACAUCUUCCACCUGGUCCGGAGUUUCACUUAAGUUCUAAGUCUAGGGUUGCCACCCCUCUAGUUGGUACAAUGACCACCUGUUAGGAAACAGUCAUUUAGGAUAUCUAGAAAUUUUAUUUCUUUUUUAUUACUAGAAAAUGCAUGUAGCCCAUUAUAUGCGUAGGUUACUGAAAUUUCCCAUUACUGUAGCAUUUUCUCAUUUGGAUGCCUCCUUGAUUUAAUCCUUUAUUUCAAGAUUACCCUGGGCAUUUUGGUCAGGGGGAUCCUCAGUGCUAAAUUACUUUUGGGAGCUGUAUAAUGCCCCCUCCCCCAUUUCUGUGAAGGAACCUGCCCCUUUUGGGGUUUCUAGCUUGUUGGACUUGUGUUCUCUCUGUUAAACAGAGCAGCCUCAGCUCUAGACCAUGUAUAGAGUCUGUAUCCAGAGAUCAUCAUGUCCCACUGGCACUCUCCAUUCCACUAAGUUUCCAUUAUACCCACUGUAUCUAUUCUGUCAUCUAACUUGGCUUGUCUUCUAGUAUUAUCAUAUAAAUACUUCUACAUAGUGUCUUCAGCACAUGUGUUACCCUACAGUGCAUCAAACCUUUGAAUUGCUAUCAUGUGGCCCUGCAUUCUCAAUGCCUAUUUCUGUCCCUCUCUCCUCUGAAUACGGGUAACUUAUGGACGUUUAACUUGUACGAUUUAACUUUGCACAGUUGAAGGUGGUCAGUUGAAAUCACACAAAUGAAAAGCACAGAAGGCGGGAGCUUAAAAGCUCUUUUUCACAGCGUUUUCCCAGUGCAGAAAGAGCUUUUGAGCUGUCAGACUUGCUUACUGGGUUCUGGUAGAUCUUGCAAGAGCUUCCCAGAGCCCAGUAAGCAGUUCAGUUCCUUAGUUUUUUUGGGAAAUGAUAUACUUGAAAUAGAUUUCCUUCAGCAGACUUCUGCAUAAAAUACUAAGGAGCUAUAUGGUCUGUGCCCAUAAGACACCAUACUGCAGUAAAUCAGUUUGAUCAAUAGCAUUUAUGUAAUUUUUAAAAUUCAUGUCUCCUCUCUUUCAGGUCUCCUGCAAGCGCAGAAUCUCUUAACGCAACUACCUCAGCAAAGCCAAGCCAACCUCCUGCAGUCUCAGCCAAGCAUCACUUUCACCUCUCAGGUCAGUUUUCGAUAAAUUUUCUUAUUCCUACUUGGUGGGGGUAGGAUGAGAGAAUUCAGGCCAUGGUGCAUAGCAAAAUUUGUCCAUUUUUAUUAUUCUAGGGAGACAGUGAACUGGUGGCUACCUCUCACUUAAGAGAUUGUUGACAUAUUCUAAAAACCUUUGCACUUGUGCUGGAAAAGGUUGAGCACAGUGUGCAUGUGUCAUGCUAUAUUUUACGUAUCAAGAAAUUACUGGAAAAUGUAUUAACACAUGUGGAAAGCAAUGAUUAGAAGUCUAGCUACUGUCAGAAUAGGAAUUGUGCUUAGAUGCAACUUCUGAACCAGUCCUAAGUCCAUCUGAUAACACUUUGUCACAUGCUAAAAAGCUUUAUAGCAGAAAAGCCAUAAACUCUUUCUGGAGCUGUUUUGGACUUUUGGGACUUUACUCUUCCCACUCACCCCUUUGCUUUGUUCAGUCAUUCUCUUUUUUGCAUAGUGAGAAUAAUUGGGAAAAAGUGUACUUCAUUCUUAAGCAGAAAAAUUAAAGGAUCAGGAGAAAACCUUUGUUUUUAUUGUCCUUUUAAAAGAAUUGCUCUGUCGAAUAAAAUUCCCUUUGAGAAUACUCUAAAUUGCAAUACCUAUUUUAGAGUUGAAUACAAUUAAAAUACAAUGCGUAUGCUAGAAAAUAGUAGAUACUAGCAUUUACCAAGAAAAGCCAUACUUUUUUUCUUAACCAUGCUUUAUUUCGAUAUGUUUUCUGACUUCACUCUUUGCUUUCUUAUAUUUCUUAGCAGCCAGCAACCCCAACACGCACAAUAGCAGCGACCCCUAUUCAGCCACUUCCACAGAGCCAGUCAACACCAAAGCGAAUUGAUACCCCCAGCUUGGAAGAGCCCAGUGAUCUUGAGGAGCUUGAGCAAUUUGCCAAGACUUUCAAACAAAGACGGAUCAAACUUGGAUUCACUCAGGUAAAAUGGAAGAUUUAAGAUCCCUUCACAAUGGGUAAAAUACCAGUGUUCAGAUCUGGAAGGACAGGGUCUAUAUCACUUUUCCUAAUUUGUGAUGACUUCUUAUGUAGGCUUUUAUUAGUGUCUGUGGAGGAUUUGUGGAUUUCCAAGUGAAAUGCAUUUUAAUUAAUGUCAAACAAACAUAAGCCACCUUAUACCGAGCCAGACCAUUGGUCCUUAAGUUCAGUAUUGUCUGCAUUGGCUACUAGCAGUUCUCCAAGACAGGAGAACUCCCCCGUUCUACCUGGAGGUAGAAGGGAUUUUGCAUGCAAAUCAUGUGUUGUACCAUUGAACUACAGAGCUGCCACUUCGGAUGGGUUCUGUACAGAAACCACUUUAGUCAUCCAAAUGGAUUAGCUUUGCAAGGAGAUCAAGGUGAGUUUACCCCUACGAAUUCUCCUGGACCUUUUGGAAGCUUUUGGUGCCAUCAUCCACAGCAUCCUUUUGGACUGCCUGGCUGGGAUGAGAGUGAAUGGCACAGUUGUUUUAUUACUACCUGGUGGGUCAGGUUCAGAAAGUGGUACUGCAAGACUAUGGCUCCACACCAUAGCAUGUAUCCUGUGGGGUUCCAUAGGCUUCUAAUUUGUCCCUCUGGCUACCACUGCAUCACAGGUAGGCAAACUGUUCCUCGUGACUCCUAAAGCUGCCCCAUUCCUCCAUCCCAUCAAAGUUCUUUCCUCCACUUUCCCUUUUUUUUCCUUGCUCACCUCCCCACGCCCACCCUUGGAGCAGAAAUCUGAGAAGAAAUUGGUGGGCUGCUGCCUUGUGUGCAUUGUACUGAAAAGAAUACCUCUAUACUUAUUUGAGAACACCUCCAUCAAAUCUAGUGAGGUUUGUUUCUAAAUAGGGCUGAAGAUCAGAGUUUCGGAUGUGGUGAGUCCAUGGCCUUCACUUUGUACACAGAAGUAAAUAUCAGUGGUAUAAAAUUCUUUUUACAAGCUUAAGCUGGUGCACAUGCUGUGAUCCUCCUGGGCAAAGAUAGCCUGACCACUUUUCUCUAUGAGAAAAGUUAUAACCAAAAUGACCCAUUGCAACACACUUUAUGGGAGAUGAUAUCUCAUCAGUUCCAAAAGAGCUCUGUUGGUUCCUUAUACAUUUCUAGGCUUAGUGCUGAGCGUUGUAGCUAUAAAGGGCUUUACAGGCUUUCUUAAGGACUGUCUACUCCUGUACAAAUCUGUCCAUUUCUGAGCUCACCUGAGGAUGCCUUUCUUAAGGUUCCCCCACCUUUUGAGAAAAGCAUGGUAGUAAUUAAGAUUGGACUUUCCCUGUAUUGACAUAAUACUUUGGGCUUAUGAUGAUAUUUUUAAAGUGGUCUUGUGGGUCCAUACAUACAGAAAAGCAAUGCUAGGAAAGGAUCAUCAUAAUUUUCCCAAUAAAAUUUGUUUGAGCAGACUUUAAAGAGAAUCAACUUGUUUAUGUUAAGCAUAUAUGGAUGAUCCAUGCUUCUGUAGCUUUUUCAGAUGUAUGCACUUGAAACUCCAUUGAAUGUAUAUCCUAUGUGACAACCUAAUCAAUCUUUCCUUAACUGAGAUGGACAAAAAUUCAAUUGUGGAUGGAAGUUCAUCUCCCCACCCCCCCAAGUCAAAGGGGCACCUUGUACUUGUCUGUUUUGCAGCAAAACAUUGUACCACUAGGAUGCCAAACAGCAUAGUAUUUACUUAACAAUUAUAUUGCACAAGCUAUAUACAUAAUUAGUUUUUAAUGAUAGUGAUUGCUUAAUUAUGUGAGAGGAUAGUAAUUAGAAAACUGAAGUAAUAAAUGUUUAAUUUCUCAAAGUGUGUGUGUGAGAGAGAAUUAUUUGCCGGUGGUACAGUUAGUUAUUUUCAGAUGCUUAUAGAUUUAUUGUUCUGUCUUUCAGAAAUAAUUACUGGGUUCAGGUUUAUAUAGAAGACUAAUAGACUAAUUGCCUAUUGCAGUUCAAUUCUCAAGUUACAAAAAAAUCAAAAGAAGACUUUACAAUUUAAAAUAAAUAUUUAAAAUAGGAGCUUAAGUGGUAUGGUCAUUAGACUCCUCAUUGUAUCCAAAGGUGGUGGAUGUCCUACAUAAACAAAAAUAAUUCAGUUUGUUAACCCAAUUGUUUCCCAGCUGUUGUCAGUUUGAUCUGUCAUGAGUUGUACAUGAAUUAAAUGAGUUUAUGUACUUGACCCUCAUACUUUGUAUGUGACUAUAUGCAGAGGCACUCAUUCAUUGAGCUGAGAUCCCUUAAUGUUGGAAGAAAGUGCUUAACUUCACUUAACUGUUGGACUUGAAGGUUGUGGAAACUGAUUUAGCCCUCUGUGUUGAGGCAGAAUCCCUUAAACAGUUAAACCUUGGAUCCUGAACACCUCCGUUUCAGAACAUUUAAGCUCUCAGACGUUUUUCAGAAGCCGAACAUCCGACAUGGCUUCCGCUGAGUGCAGGAAGUUCCUGCAACCAAUUGGAAGCCGUGCCUAGGUUGUCCAACAUUUCGGAAGCCAAAUGGGCUUCCGGAAUGGAUUACAUUCGACAACUGAGGUUUGACUGUACAUAACACUUCACCAGGCCUCCUCACCAAACAGGGUGCAGGUCAGAGCCUUUGACCAAGCACUAACUUUAAAAUUUAGAAACUGUUCAUUGCUAAUCAAGUAAUUGGCCUUUGAAGAUGCAGAAUUUGGUGCAUUUGGUGACCUGUAGAUAACAUCUUUAUUCCUUCUUGAGCAACACUUUUGCAAGAUGGUCUAUCUUUUACCAAUUUUAAAGCAUGUGUUGGGUAUAAAUUUGUCAAAAGGACAGUUUAAUUCAGUGGGAAGCUAGCAUACGUCUAUCAACAAGACGGAAGAAAUCUGAGUGUGUCUCCGUUGUAUCUGUCAAUAGCUUUGUAAUGAGAUUUAUUUUAUUACAUCUGUCCUAUAGAAGUAUGUUGUUGAGCAACUUUUUUUAUUCCCAUCUUCUUUUCUUUCAACCGUGCAGGGUGAUGUUGGGCUCGCUAUGGGUAAACUCUAUGGAAAUGACUUCAGUCAAACUACUAUCUCUCGCUUUGAAGCCUUGAACCUCAGCUUUAAGAACAUGUGCAAGUUAAAACCACUUCUGGAAAAGUGGCUCAAUGAUGCAGGUGAGAAUUUCCUUAAAAAAUUCCUGAAAUACCGCAGAACAACUCUGAAUUUCGUAAAGAUUUUUAUUCAAAUGCUCGUUGUGGUGGGGUUCAAUUUUGUUAUACUUACAACAGAUAUUUUCAUUCUGUUCAGUCUGUUAUGCAAGUGGAAUAGAUUGAAGAAGCAUAAAUAGCUACUUACUUGAGCGGUCUUUCUGAAGCGUUUGUACAGCACUGGCUCUGAUGUGAAAAUAAUUGCACAUAUACAGUGUUUUCAACCGCAUAAUCAUAAGCUUACUCUGGCACUUUUUAUUCUUAAGACCAAAAAAAUGCUCAAAAAUACAUGAGCAAAAAUAUUGGCUGGUGCAUAUAAAAAGUUAGCGGCUAACCCAAAAUGUGGCAAUUAGGUUUGAUCAAACCUUGUCUCCUUCAGAUAUUGAGAACUGACUUUCCAUCUAAGCUGUAUAGUAUGGCUUUUUAAAUAGCAAGUACUGUUAGUUUCAGUAUUUCUGCUACAUAGGACCCAUAGGCUUAGAUACUUUCCACAAAUUGAAGGGCUCAGUCUGUUUGCAGAAUGGCUUUCGAUCCAAUAGUAGGGUGCCUCAACUCUCUUGAGCAGAUUUGGAGGAGGGGAGGAACAGGGGGCUGCUGGGAGGAGGGAUAAUUGGUGAAACUUGAUGGGAAGGUCCCAUGAGUGGAUUUCUGCUCAAGGCAGCUUGAGAUCCAAGCCAUAGAAUUUUGGGAUAUUUGUUUGUUUGUAUACUACCUUUCAGGACUAUACAGUGGUUCACAUUAUAAAGGAAAUUAAAUUACAAUAUGAAAUACACUAUGUACAAUACAGUGGUACCUCGGGUUACAUACGCUUCAGGUUACAUACGCUUCAGGUUACAGACUCCGCUAACCCAGAAAUAGUACCUCGGGUUAAGAACUUUGCUUCAGGAUGAGAACAGAAAUCGUGCUCCGGCAGCGCAGCGGCAGCAGGAGGCCCCAUUACCUAAAGUGGUGCUUCAGGUUAAGAACAGUUUCAGGUUAAGAACAGACCUCCGGAACGAAUUAAGUACUUAACCUGAGGUACCACUGUAACUGCAUGAAAUACACAACGUACAAAACCAAUAACCCCACAUCACAUACAGCAAAUGAAUAAGGUCAGCAGAGGCAGGCUGCAAACCCCUUAACUAAAGGCCUGGGAUACAUUUUUAACUGGUGCUAGAAACUAAUUAAGGUGGGUGUCAGUCAGGUCUGUAAGGGAAGGGCAUGCCACAAUCAUGGUACCUUUAUUGAGAACACCCUCAGUUAUGGGAGUGCAGUCUGGCAUCAUAAGGCCCAGUGCUGGUCAUUCCUAGGUUGAGGAGGAGGAGGGGCCAUUACAUGAGUUAAUGUGUAGUUGUUUAACCAAGUACUGUGAGUGGUACCUUUUAAAAAUAUAUUCUUAGCAUGCUUUAGUGACCGUGACUUGUGUUGACUGUUUUCAGAAAACCUCUCAUCAGAUUCAGCUCUCUCCAGCCCAAGUGCCCUGAAUUCCCCAGGGCUGGGGAUUGAGGGCUUGAACCGCAGGAGGAAGAAACGCACCAGCAUAGAGACCAACAUACGUGUGGCCUUAGAGAAGAGUUUCCUGGAGGUUAGUCAGUCUGUUGCACUGUGUGCUACUCUAACAACUGCUGAGUAGUUUCAGCAUAGCAUGAAAUGAUAAAAUGGCAUAAGAACAAUUAAAUAACAUUAUAAAAGACUAUAUUACCUGACACACUAUAUGAAUCACUUGACCUUCUGUCCUUCCCAUGUAAGAAGUAGAAGAGGAACUGGUGCAUCUUCCCUGCUAUGAGAGAGAUAUUUCAGAUGUAUCUGCAACAAUUAUAGGUAGCUGCUGGCUUUCAUUGUUGCAGCUUCCCUGUAAAAUGGGAAUUCAUCCUGUGUCCAAACUAUAACUGAGCUCUUCUCUUCAAAUUACUACUCUUUCAGAACCAAAAGCCUACCUCGGAAGAGAUCACCAUGAUAGCUGACCAGCUGAACAUGGAGAAAGAGGUGAUCCGCGUUUGGUUCUGUAACCGGCGCCAGAAGGAGAAAAGGAUUAACCCACCGAGUAGUGGUGGAACCAGCAGCUCGCCCAUCAAAGCAAUUUUCCCUUGCCCAACUUCAUUGGUAAGAAUUAACUUAAGUUAUACCAGACUGGAAGAAAUUAAAAUCACUCCUAUCCUCCUGGUAAUGAGGUUGACAUAAUGCAGAUUUCAAAAUCUUAAGUUUUUAUCUUUAGUGGUCACUGCUGUGUUCAGUACACCACCUAUUGCUUCUACUUUGGUCCAUAUUGAAGAAGACUUCCUCCAGAGGGCUUUGAGUACUAAGCGAGCCAUGAAUUGUUGCUGGAUUGAGCUGGGUGAUUCACAUGGGUGUUUGCGUUAUACAUAAGUUAUACAUAGCUUAAUGAUUUUCUCACUACAAGUAGCACUGUAGUAUAGUUCUAAGCUUCAAUGAAUGAAAAUCCAAAGCUAUAUAAUAGUAUGUGUUUGCUAGCUUCUAUAUUUGUAGGUAAGUAGUAAACAUUUAAAUCUGAUUUCUUUUCCUUUCUAAGAAAGCUUAGCUGUUUUGUUCUGACCUCUAGGUGGCAACCACACCAAGCCUUGUGACAAGCAGUGCAGCUACAACCCUGACUGUCAACCCUGUGCUCCCUCUAACCAGCGCGGCAGUAACUAGUUUGGCAGUCACAGGUAAGAGAAUAUUCAGACUUCCUCAGCGCAGAAGUACUUGCUAUUACAAAGACUAAAAUUUAGUGACCUAUUAUGUCAGAGAAUCACUGGCAUCAUUUGUAUCCAGGGUUGUUUGUUAAGCAACAAGUUUUAAUACACUCAGAUCUAAGAUAAACAGUGCCUUUUGGGUUCUGUUCACAAUACUGUACUAACACACAGUGUCCACUGAGUUAAUCAGUCCUCUUUUUCUUACACUUUCGCGCAUUGCACUUUCAUUCCAUUCCACUGUCUUGUAGUUAUAGGUCUCUUCUAGGAGUAUUAACUAUUUUAGUCUGAUUGAAACCAUCCUUUCAGGCACCACAGAAACCAUCCCCAACAACACAGCGACUGUGAUUUCUACCGCACCCCCGGCUUCCUCAACAGUGACAUCACCCUCCCUGAGUCCCUCUCCUUCUGCCUCCGCUUCCACUUCUGAGGCAUCGAGUGCCAGUGAGACCAGCACAACACAGACAACCUCCACCCCCAUGUCCUCAGCAAUUGGGACCAGCCAGGUGAUGGUAACUGCUUCUGGGUUGCAAACAGCAGCAGCGGCACUCCAAGGAGCUGCACAGUUGCCUGCAAAUGCAAGUCUUGCUGCCAUGGCAGCAGCAGCAGGACUAAAUCCAGGCUUGAUGGCAUCCUCACAGUUUGCAGCUGGGUAGGUAUCUGCCAUUCAUAAAAUUUGCUUGCCAUUUUAACUAUCUAGCCUUCAGGCAUCAGAUGUCAAUACACUGCACAUUUAGUACCUUUACUUAAAAAUAAGUGCUGUUUGAAAAUAAAGAUUGCCUUAAUUCUUUCUUUUAAUUCAGUAGUUCAGCCCAUCAGAGAUUAUUGGCACUUUUCAGGUAUAAAAAUGUUUGAAUGCAAGUUUUUACAUUUCUUGCCACUUUUAAGAUCAAUUUUAAAGAAUGCAACCAGUCAAUAAUAAAUCCUAGGUAGAAAUGUUGCUGUAAGGAUCUGCGUCCGUUUUUGUGAUAAACAAUGGGGGAAAUUCGAUUUGACUUUUAAAUUCUAAUUCUGUGUCUAAGACUGCUCACCUGGAAAGUCGCUCUGUCUUCAGUUUGUUUUUGUUUCCUGUUUUGGGAUUGCAGAGGUGCCUUACUCAGUCUCAAUCCAGGGACACUAGGCGGUGCUCUCAGCCCAGCUCUGAUGAGUAACAGCACUCUGGCAACUAUUCAAGGUCAGUGGACUUUCACCAGUCUUCCCAUGUCUGUUAUGUUUGUGUUUUUCAUAGGGUUCUUUCCCCCACAAAGAGAGAAAGAGAGAGAGAGAGAGAGAGAGAGAGAGAGAGAGAGAAGCUGCAAAUCCUAAACCUCCUUACUUGGAAAUGUCAUACUGGAGAGACUUGUUUCUACAUAAACAUUUACCUUUAUAUAUUUAAAUCUCCAUCAACCACACAUGCACACUUCACACUCAUGACAAUGAAGGGGUGACAUAUUUUAUUCCAAACUCCUUUUGACAUUCAGAGAUAAUAAUUAGUCUGAGUAAAAUCAGUAUAUGAAAACACCCUUGUGAGGAUUUUCACUUAGAAGCCUCCAGGGAAAUGAUCCACCUUUAUACAUCAGGAUCCUCUCAGACCUUCUUUCAGGAAUGAAUGCGACACAGUUGAAGGCUGUCACUCAAACACUUGUGAGUUCCUGAUACAUUGGUAAGAAACCUGAAGCAUCAACUGCAUGAUUGCUAUUGCCUCUUAUCACUUUAUAGGAGGUGAUCGUUCAGAGAGGCAGCCAACACAAUUCCAGUGCCAUCCUGAGUCCAGAGAAGCAGACUAUUAAAUCCUAACCUAGUCCUUGGGGAUAAAAUUUCACCCCAGUGCAUUUUUUGAAAAUCCAAUGCUGUGUAAAUUCUGCAACAAUGUAGUCCAUCUAAGACAUUGUUGCCUGCACAGUCAUAAACAAACAAGUACAUUUUAUUCAUAGCGAUAUGUAGCUCUUUUACAAAAGAAAAGUACAUAUAUGUGCAAAUGUUCUCGGUGUACAAAAAUUCCUUUUAUUAAUAUUCAUAAUCAAGCACUUCAUUUGUUUGCAUAUAUUUCCCUCCACCAAACCAAGCUAGCGACUGGUCAGGCUUUGCAAGUCAACAAAAAAGCCAGGCUGUAAACUGAUCUACUCUUAAUAUGAAAUAUGAAAUGAUUCUUCAAAGUGAACAGGUACUCCAUGAAUUAAUUAUCAGAGCACAGAAGGUGAAUAAUACACAAUGGCUUAAGCAUUCUUCAGGUGGUUGAAAGGUGACUUCAUAUAUCUUUAUGCAUGAGCCUUUAUAAUACUUUAAUGCAGGGUUUGGGGAAGUUUUUCAGUCCCAGGGCCAUUCCCUCAAGGAGCCUUGUGAGGCCCACAUGCCACUGGCAGGUGAGGCCAGAGGCAAAAGUGGGCAUAACAAUGGAUGUGACUUUUGCCUUUGUGCAGAGUUUGGAAAGUUCAAAGGUUUCAGUAGGUGCACACACUUAGCCAUCGCAUCUCUGCAACCAGGCAAACGAAAGAGGCAUGUUUGCAGUUGAAGGAUGAAUUUCAGCUAGGCAAAAGCACUCCAGAAGGGUGUGGAGCAGGGCUGGUGAGGGAUGUAGCCUGUGGGGAGGGGCAUGACACAGGGACAGGAUGUGGCCAGGGGAGAGAGCCCCAAGGGACACGUAGAAAGGCCCCAAGAACUGCAUUUGGGCCCUGGGCCUGAGGUUCGCCAUCCCUGCUUUAAUGGGUCUUCACGGCACCUGCCUUUUCCUCUGUGGUGAAAAUAGUUUAUUUAUCUGGAUAAUAAAAUGGUCAGUUCUCAACCCUCAGUCACUCUAAAUCCACUCCAGCUUUUCCUCCUGAUGUUGAGAUGCUUCGUUUACUAUUUUUGGAGGGUUUGUGUGUUUGUUUGUUUGUGUGUGUGUGUUAGCAUCCAUUGGUAAUCAGAAGAAAAACUUCAGUGCUGCUGAUGUGUGGGGCUGUGAAUGCUGACAUUUUCCUCUGCCCCUCUCUAGCUCUUGCAUCUGGUGGCUCUCUUCCAAUAACAUCACUGGAUGCAACUGGGAACUUGGUAUUUGCCAAUGCUGGAGGUACGCCGAACAUCGUCACUGCUCCUCUGUUCCUGAACCCUCAGAACCUUUCACUGCUCACCAGCAACCCAGUUAGCUUGGUCUCUGCAGCUGCAGCCUCCGCAGGGGCCUCUGGACCAGUUGCCAGCCUUCAUGCCACCUCCACCUCAGCAGAGUCUAUCCAGAACUCUCUCUUCACCGUGGCCUCGGCCAGCGGGGCUGCCUCCACCACUACUACUGCCUCCAAGGCGCAGUGAGUUGGACUGAGCUGUGCUUACCCAUAGCCUAUUUUACUCUGCAGUGAGAUGGGCUGCCAGCUGGGUUUACAAACUGCAAAAUGUGAUUGGUUUCCUCUCACCGUGUUGCUGGGGACAAGGGAGAGAAGGAAAAAUACAAAAGGAAAAAAAAAAACCAAGAAGAAGGAUUUAAAACUGGGACAAACAUUUGCCUAAUUUUAUAAUAAACACUGUCUUUUCAGGAUUGCUUCAUUGACUGGAGAACUUUCUAACCAAAAAUGUAUAAAACAAAAAAGGACUACUUAUCAUUUCCAGCAGUAUCAAUGACAAGUUAAGGUGGGUUAUCAACUCAAACGUAGGAAUGGGAUUUCUUCUUUCUUUUUGAUCUAAAUAUCUUUUUUUAAUUAUCAUUUAUUGGUCUGUUGUACAGGCCAUAAUGUCAUACAAGGUGUUUAUAAUCUUAUCAAUCGUGUUGGGGGUUCCUUUCUUAACUGGUACAAUUUAGGCAGG